AUGGAUAUCAGAUUCAUGACUGCUCACUCUCCAUUGGUGACCAGAUCCAGAAUAUAUGGAAUGGUGAGAGGACCCCUAUUUCUACAUUCAUUCUUGUGGAGAAAAACCUAACCAUGUCUAUAGUGAGUUGGUCUCAGUCUGAUGUAGUCUUUCACAAAUGAAAACCACAAUGGCUCUACCAGCUGUGUGUGUGUGCAGGACUGGGAGACUGAGGAGAAUCCGAUGGCAUGGAUCGCUAGCUGUGGAUUUCAUCGCGUGAUAUAGAGUCUGGUCUGUUCAUUCGUAGGGUAAACAUUUGUCGAGCGGCAUAUUUCGGUGCUCUGUAAACGCCAGACGUUUGACUAACAGUGAAUGCCCUGCAGUGAAUGCCCUGUGGCCUAUUUAUUUUUUGUAUUUGUAUAAACAAGGUUAAUACAGAAGAGCUUAUGUAUUCUCCACAUUCUCUAGGAUGUUUUCUUUGGAACGACUUGUGUGAGGAUUGAGAAAGUGCACUUCAUCUGACUCUAAGCUUUCUGGCCUAAUGUUAGUGCAGAGCCUCAGCCUAGCUUGGGCUGGCUGUGUGUGUGUAAUAAGAUGGAUUAGCUUUAAAAUGCACUCUUUAAAUCAUUGGCUAAUUAGCUGGCAUUUCCGCACUGGAGAGCAGUGAAUACUGACAAGCUGUGUGCAGUUGGGCUGCUGAGUGCUGCUAACUGAGUUGAGCAUUGUCACAGAUUUUGAAUGCAGUUUUUCCACAUUUGACAGGGAGCCAAGUUAUGUUCAUUUAGUUUUUGUUGGUCAAAUAAUAAAAAUCACCUGAGAAGUUGGAGAAGUCAAGUCUUUGUCAGGUAAUGUAAGACUCUUUGUUUAGGUAGGACGCUUUGUACUAUCCUUGAUAUCUGGCCUCUGUUUUCCUCCAUGAGGAGCUGUGGUACAUUUCAGUUUCCAGGACAAGGAAUGUCUCGUCAGCCGUAGUUUUCUUCUCUAUCGGGUCGCUUUCAGGAGUGAGAUGAAGUGACUGUUUGUAAGCAAGUACACAAUUUGUGCUACCUAUGGGAUUAUUGCUACAGCACCUCAGUUGGUCCAGAAGCAAUCUUGCCUGGGUACAGCUCCACAGCAGCGGUAGGCGGUAGUGAUGGGGGGGAAAGAUAGUUACAUAUUGCAAUAUUAUUUUGGACGGUGUUAUAUCGAUAUUUUGACUCCAAGUAUUUAUUUUUUUUUAUUUUUUUUUUGCUAGAUAGCGUUAGCUAGCGCUAGUCGGCUGUACCUGUGCGAAAACACCAGCAUUUUUCAUCCUAUAGUUUGUUCUCCAUCUUCCUUUUUAAAUAGUGAGCAAACAUGUUUUCAGCACUUUUAUUUUCAUGACUGAUCAAAACUAAUUUUCUCAUGCUCUCUCGUCUCUCUGCAGCAGACAUGCACUGAGUGUAAUAAACAUUAGGAACACCUGCUCUUUCCAUGACCUAGACUGACCAGGUGAAUCCAGGUGAAAGCUAUGAUCCCUUAUUGAUGUCACCUGUUAAAUCCACUUCAAUCAGUGUAGAUGAAGGGGAGGAGACAGGUUAAAGAAGGAUUUUUAAGCCUUGAGACAAUUGAGACAUGGAUUGUAUAUGUGUGUCGUUCAGAGGGUGAAUGUGAAAGACAAAAGAUUUAAGUGCCUUUUGAACGUGGUAUGGUAGUAGGUGCCAGGCGCACCGGUUUGUGUCAAGAACUACAACACUGCUGGGUUAAUUAUGGAUGCUGACAUGGCUAUGGGCUGGUUCAGUCAAAUUGUUGUCAUAUCUUGUGACAAAUAUAGUUUAUAUAUCUUAUGAUAUAUACAGUACCAGUCAGAAGUUUGGACACCUACUCAUUCAAGGGUUUUUCUUAAUUCUUUUUACUAUUUUCUACAUUGUAAAACAAAUCAAAAUAUAUUUUAUAUUUGAGAUUCUUCAAAUAGCCACCCUGACCGCUUUGCACACUCUUGGCAUUCUCUCAACCAGCAUCAUGAGGUAAUCACCUGGAAUGCAUUUCAAUUAACAGGUGUGCCUUCUUAAAAGUUAAUUUGUGGAAUUUCUUUCCUCCUUAAUGCGUUUGAGCCAAUUAGUUGUGUUGUGACAAGGUAGGGGGGUAUACAGAAGAUAGCCCUAUUUGGUAAAAUACCAAGUUCAUAUUAUGGCAAGAACAGCUCAAAUAAGCAAAGAGAAACGACAGUCCAUCCUUACUUUAAGACAUGAAGGUCAGUCAAUAUGGAACAUUUUAAGAACUUUGCACGUUUCUUCAAGUGCAGUCGCAAAAACCAUCAAGCGCUAUGAUGAAACUGGCACUCGUGAGGACCGCCACAGGAGUGGAAGAUCCAGAGUUACCUCUGCUGCAGAGGAUAAGUUCAUUCGAGUUACCAGCCUCAGAAAUUGCAGCCCAAAUAAAUGCUUCACAGAGUUGAAGUAACAGACACAUCUCAACAUCAACUGUUCAGAGGACUGUGUGAAUCAGGCCUUCAUGGUCAAAUUGCUGCAAAUAAACCACUACUGAAGGACACCAAUAAGAAGAAGAGACUUGCUUGGGCCAAGAAACACGAGCGAUGGACAUUAGACCGGUGGAAAUUUGUCCUUUGGUCUGGAAUCCAAAUUGGAGAUUUUUGGUUCCAACCGUCGUGUCUUUGUGAGACGCAGUGUGGGUGAACGGAUGAUCUCCGCAUGUAUAUUUCCCACCAUAAAGCAUGGAGGAGGAGGUGUUAUGGUGUGGGGGUGCUUUGUUGGUGACAGUGUCUAAUUUAUUUAGAAUUCAAGGCACACUUAACCAGCAUGGCUACCACAACAUUCUGCAGCGAUAUCCCAUCUGGUUUGGGCUUAGUGGGACUAUAUAUAUUUUUUUUUCAACAGGACAAUGACCCAACACACCUCCAGGCUAUGUAAGGGCUAUUUUACCAAGAAGGAGAUUGACGGAGUGCUGCAUCAGAUGACCUGGCCUCCACAAUCCCACGACCUCAGCCAAAUUGAGAUGUUUGGGAUAAGUCAGACCGCAGACUGAAGGAAAAGCACCCAACAAGUGCUCAGCAUAUGUGGGAACUCCUUCAAGACUGUUGGAAAAGCAUUCCAGGUUAAGCUGGUUGAGAGAAUGCCAAGAGUGUGCAAAGCUGUCAUCAAGGCAAAGGGUGGCUAUUUGAAGAAUCUCAAAUAUAAAAUAUACUUUGAUUUGUUUAACACUUUUUUUGGUUACUACAUGAUUCCAAAUGUGUUAAUAGUUUUGAUGUCUUCACUAUUAUUCUACAAUGUAGAAAAUAGUAAAAAUAAAGAAAACAUUUGAAUGAGUAGGUGUUCUAAAAUCUUUGACUGUAUGUGUGUAUAUAGUUGAAGUCGGAAGUUUGCAUACACUUAGGUUGGAGUCAUUAAAACUCGUUUUUCAACCACUCCACAAAUUUCUUGUUAACAAACUAUAGUUUUGGCAAGUCGGUUAGGACAUCUACUUUGUGCAUGACACACGUAAUUUUUUCAACAAUUGUUUACAGACAGAUUAUUUCACUGUCUGUAAACAGAAUCACAAUUCCAGUGGGUCAGAAGUUUACAUACACUAAAUUGACUGUGCCUUUAAAAAGCUUGGAAAAUUCCAGAAAAUGAUGUCAUGGCUUUAGAAGGUUCUGAUAGGCUAAUUUACAUAAUUUGAGUCAAUUGGAGGUGUACCUGUGGAUGUAUUUCAAGUUCUACCUUCAAACUCAGUGCCUCUUUGCUUGACAUCAUGGGAAAAUCAAAAUAAAUCAGCCAAGACCUCAGAAAAAUAAUUGUAGACCUCCACAAGUCUGGUUCAUCCUUGGGAGCAAUUUCCAAACGCCUGAAGGUACCACAUUCAUCUGUACAAACAAUAGUACGCAAGUAUAAACACCAUGGGACCACGCAGCCAUCAUACCGCUCAGGAAGGAGACGCGUUCAUUCUCCUAGAGAUGAACGUACUUUGGUGCGAAAAGUGCAAAUCAAUCCCAGAACAACAGCAAAGGACCUUGUGAAGAUGCUGGAGGAAACAGGUACAACAGUAUCUAUAUCCACAGUAAAACAAGUCCUAUAUCGACAUAACCUGAAAGGCAAGGAAGAAGCCACUGCUCCAAAACCGCCAUUAAAGAAAACCAGACUACGGUUUGCAACUGCACAUGGGGACAAAGAUCGUACUUUUUGUAGAAAUGUCCUCUGGUCUGAUGAAACAAAAAUAGAACUGUUUGGCCAUAAUGACCAUCGUUAUGUUUGGUGGAAAAAGGGGGGGCUUGCAAGAAGAACACCAUCCCAACCAUGAAGCACAGGGGUGGCAGCAUCAUGCUGUGGGGGUGCUUUGCUGCAGGAUGGACUGGUACACUUCACAAAAUGGAUGGCAUCAUGAGGAAGGAAAAUUAUGUGGAUAUAUUGAAGCAACAUCUCAAGACAUCAGUCAGGAAGUUAAAGCUUGAUCGCAAAUGGGUUUUCCAAAUGGACAAUGACCCCAAGCAUACUUCCAAAUUUGUGGCAAAAUGGCUUAAGGACAACAAAGUCAAGGUAUUGGAGUGGCCAUCACAAUGCCCUGACCUCAAUCCUAUAGGAAAUGUGUGGGCAGAGCUGAAUAAGUGUGUGCGAGCAAGGAGGCCUACAAACCUGACUCAGUUACACCAGCUCUGUCAGGAGGAAUGGGCCAAAAUUCACCCAACUUAUUGUGGGAAGCUUGUGGAAGGCUACCCGAACCGUUUGACCCAAGUUAAACAAUUUAAAGGCAAUGAUACCAAAUACUAAUUGAGUGUAUGUAAACUUUAGACCCAUUGGGAAUGUGAAAUGUCAGGAAUUGUGAAAAACUGAGUUUAAAUGUAUUUGGCUAAGGUGUCACCACCUUCCGGAGACAUUUGAAACCCCACCUCUUUAAGGAAUACCUGGGUCAUGAGGUCGAAGGAAUUGUCCGUAGAGUUCAGAAACAGGAUUGUGUCGAGGCACAGAUCUGGGGAAGGGUACCAAAAACGUUCUGCAGCAUUGAAGGUCCCCAAGAACACAGUGGCCUCCAUCGUUCUUAAAUGGAAGAAGUUUGGAACCACCAAGACUCUUCCUAGAGCUGGCCGCCCGGGAGAGAAGGGCCUUGGUCAGGGUGGUGACCAAGAACCUGAUGGUCACUCUUGCUCCAGAGUUCCUCUGUGGAGAUAGGAGAACCUUCCAGAAGGACAACCAUCUCUGCAUCACUCCACCAAUCAGGCCUUUAUAGUAGUGUGGCACCUAAAGGACUUUCCGACCAUGAGAAAAAUAUUAUCUGGUCUGAUGAAACCAAGAUUGAACUAUUUUUGGCCUGAACGCCAAGCUUCACGUCUGGAGGAAACCAGGCACCGCUCAUCACCUGGCCAAUACCAUCCCUACGGUGAAGCAUGGUGGUGGCAGCAUCUUGCUGUGGGGAUGUUUUUCAGCGGCAGGGACUGGGAGACUAGUCAGGAUCGAGGGCAAAAAUGUACGGAGCAAAGUACAGGGAGAUCCUUGAUGAAAAUCUGCUCCAGGACCUCAGACUAUGGUGCAGGUUCACCUUUCAACAGGACAACGACCCUAAGCACACAGCCAAGACAACACAGGAAUGGCUUUGGGACAAGUCUCUGAAUGUCCUUGAGUGGCCCAGCCAAAGCCCAGACUUGAACCCGAUCAAACAUCUCUGGAGAGACCUGAAAAUAGCUGUGCAGUGACGCUCCACAUCCAGCCUGACCGAGCUUGAGAGGAUCUGCAGAGACGAAUGGGAGAAACUCCCCAAAUACAGGUGUGCCAAGCUUGUAGCGUCAUACCCAAGAAGACUCAAGGCUGUAAUCUCUGCCAAAGGUGCUUCAACAAAGUACUGAGUAAAGAGUCAGAAUACUUAUGUAAAUGUGAUAUUUCCGUUGUUAAUUUUUAUAAAUUUGCACAAAAUUCUAAAAACCUGUUUGCUUUGUCAUUAUGGGGUAUUGUGUGUAGCUUGAUGAGGGAAAAAAACAAUAAUCAAUUUUAGAAUAAGGCUGUAAUGUAACAAAGUGGAAAAGGUCAAGGGGUCUGAAUACUUUCCGGAUGCACUGUAUAUACACACACACACACACACACACAAUAUAUAUUAGUUAAUGAGAUCUGAUCAUAUGCAUAGUUGAUCAACCCUGGUCAUUAGAAAUGUCAUGAACAACAUGCAGAGGUAAUAUUGUGUGUGCGGGAGUUGUCUUUGCUACAAUGAAGUCGACCCUGAUCAUUGCAAUAAUAAAACCAUUGGGACAGUGUUGUCGAUCCUCUAGCACCUCCUCUUUUUGCUCCACUCUUUUGGGAUCCAAACGGACUGUUUUCCUGUGUGGAUAGUACUCUCUCCUCGUUGCUCCCCUCCAGAGCAGACAGCCACCCUGAGCAUAUAAGGCUCCAGCUGGGUCAGCAGCUCUUUUGUCCACUUCUCUCAUUUCCUCCCAGAAUGCAGUGGGAGAGAGCAACAACGGGCCCCACAGCGGAGUGGCCAGAGCCCCGUCCCAGGGAGUGACAGUCAGUGAAUGAACACAUUAAACACACACACACACACUAUGCAGUACUGUUUGUUUAGGGAGUGUCAGAGGGAUGGAAGGGGGAUGGGUAUAAUUGAAUUAUUUAUAAAGCCAAAGCCACACAUGAGAGAGAGAUUAACUUGAAUAGACCAGAUUUCUUUCCCCCAUCAAAUAAAGCCAAUCGGUUAAAGAGACUUCCCGUUUUGUGUCUCAUAGGAUUUAAAUUACCUUUAAUUUGUGGUGAUAUGAUACAGAUAUACACUAAAUACUCCCAAUUUCAAAUAGUAGCUGUCCACCUUUGUAAAUGCCACUUGCAAUUGUAAUACACUAAUAUAAUAUACCAUUUAGCAGACAUUUUUAUCCAAAACGACUUACAAUCAUGCAUGCAUACAUUUUUCGUAUGGGUGGCCCCAGCAUGAAUCUGGGCUGAAUGAAACCGACAAUACUGGUGUUGGAAGUGCCAUGCUUGACCAACUAAGCCACAGAGGACCAAUUGUCUACUGUAGCAGCUGAUAUUAUAGCCUCACUCACCAGGCAAAUAAUUAGACUACUAACUAUAACAGUUUGCAAUCCACCCAGAGAGAGACUGCCAUUAAAGCUAGUGAGGUGGCUUAUUAAUGAAAAAGUAUUAUCGUAGAGGAAGUAAAGGGCUUUGCUAUUUCAGAUAAGGCCUCUGCUGCUGUGUAAAGACACUGCAUAGUAUGUCACUGCUGUAUGAAGGGACAUAUAGUUUUAUAUGGUUAUAAUGGCUUUUCAAUGGCGUUGGAGCAGUCAGGACAGUUACUUUCCCCUGCACACACAUGCACAUGUAGUCCAUGCACAUGUGGUCCUCUGUAGCUCAAUUGGUAGAGCAUGGCGCUUGUAACGCCAGGGUAGUGGGUUCCAUCCCUGGGACCACCCAUACGUAAAACAUGUAUGCGCACAUGACUGUAAGUCGCUUUGGAUAAAAGCGUCUGCUAAAUGGCAUAUUAUUAUUAUAUUAUGCACCUACGCACGCCCACACGCGUAAGCACACACACAAACUGUUAAUGAGAUUCCUCUCGCUCGCUCUCUCCCUCUUUCUCUCUCUCGCUCAUCUCCUCCAAGGACGGUAGUUAACUCUCCCUCGUUUCUACCUGUGUCGUCCUCUCAAUGGUUUAACCUAAUUCCUGCAUUGGGGGGAAAUUAUGACGUUGAGAGAGUUUCCUGUCAUUAUGUAGGCUAGCUAGCAGAGUCCCAGAGGUCACUGUGCUGCCAUGGCCCUCGUCACCUCCCUACACCACACACACACGUAAGCACACACACGUAAGCACACUAGGGCUGAUCCCAUUUAGUCAAAUGGUCGAUUGUUUGGUCGAUAGGCUGUUGGUCGACCAAGAUUUCUUUAGUCGAGCAGACACCUGUCUGAUUUGCGCCUGUCUGAGUGGACUAAUCCAUUGUGGAGUCCACAGGGAUGGCACAGUCCAUCACUCUAAGACGUGAUACUGAAAUUGUAUAUGGUUAUAUUAUGUAAAAAUAAUGGUGCAACACUGAUAAAUAUAAAAUUAUUUUAUAACAUGCGCUUUCUCCCUCGUUGGAUACGGACACUGUCCGCGGUUCUGAAACAAUCUUCAGUGCGCCGUAGAAUUAGCGCCUUUCCCUAUGUUGCUAUGUGCAUAAUGGCAAAGUUAACCAGCAUAUUGGGAUUGAGAGCAAUGCGGCAGAGGCAGUAGCAGCAGAGACGAGGAAACAGCCCUUGCCUUAGCCUAAUUGUCUAAGAAAAUUGAGAGGAAACCCCUGAAUUAGGUCUAUAAUCAAUAGCCUAGGGCUGGGCGUAUGGCCAAAAUAUCAUAUCACGGUAUUUAAAUAAAAAAAUAGACGGCAUGACAGUGUUUUAAUACCGGUGUAUCAUAAAAUACGGUAUACCGCCCAGCCCUACAAUAGCCUAACUGUUAAAUGUGCCUGUCUUUAUAAAUCAUCCAUAUACAGUACAGUAUAUCUACAGAAAUAAGACAGAUCUUGCUUCUGUUGCCUGUUUGAGUGUUUGUUUAAUAGCCUACUGAUUCUGUGAGCGCCAAGCCUCAUACAACACCAAAAUGUCGGAUAAAGAAAUUCCACAGAUUCGGCUGUUUUAGAAUCUUUGCUAUGCUGUAAUAAAGGCUUUACAAUUUUUUCCCGUUAGAACAGACUGGUAUUACUUAUAAUUUAUUUAGUGUUUACACCGUUCUAAACAGGCAGAAAAAUAAUAUUGUAAUCUAACCGCACCUGUUUGUCACACACAAUAUGCACGCAGCGCUCGCUCCUAUACCCUCCUUUUUCUUAAUCUCCUUAUUGUUAUUAUGAGUCAUGUCGUUAUCAUUAGUAGGCUUUGUAUAGUAGCCUUGUAUAACCACCACCGAGCUGUAGGCCUAAGAGUGCAUCCUGUUUAGUCUUAAUACCGUAACUUAUUUAGGCCUAUAUUUCAAUAUAUAGGCUACUGUAUCAGUCAAUCAAUCAUUCAUUCGUUCAUGCUAUCACACAGCAUACGAGACAUUAAUGCUUUGAAAUGCAAUUAAGCAUUUUAGUUUUAAAAUUAAAUAACAAAGCUUUGAGCUUUGAAUAAUUAGCCUAAACAAUAAUAAACCGCAAUUCACGAAUGCAUGCAACUGUUUUUAGUAUGCUGUAAUAAAGGCUUUGUAUAUCUUUUUUUGUUGUUAGAACAGACUCUCUGGUACACUUAUUUAGUGUUGUUUACACUUCCAAAUGGUCAGAAAAAAUUAUAUUGUAAUCUAACGGCAACUCUUUGGCACACAUAAUACUCACUUGCAAUACAAUGCUUGCUCCUAUACCCUCCUUUUUCUUGCUCCUAUACCCUCCUUUUUCUUGAUCUCCAGUAGUUUCCACAACUAAGUCAAAUGUCUUCCACAGAUCUGACUUCCCCUUUCCCUCCUGAGCAACCAGUAAACAUUCACGUCCUCUGCAUCCAUUUUGCUGUCACGUGUUACAAGUUUGUUAUAACCAAUUUAUUGAUGUGAUUAUGAUAGGCUAUAGGUCAGGCCCUUUUUGUCACAUGCAUGCGGUGUUUCACGUAAAGAGAGCAAGGGUUGAGGGAAUAGGAAAUGUUUUUUCCAAAAACAAAUUAGGAUUUCGGUAACAGAACUUUUCAGUCAGAAGUAAGAAACUAAAUGGCUGAAAUGAUGUUGCAGCUUCAGCACGGACAGCGAAAUAAACACUUGCUGUGCUGUGGUGCCUUUUCGCUGCAGUAGGGAGGAGAGUGAGACCACCUGCACCAGUCACACAGGCACUCGCUGUCAUUUGUAUGUCUUCGUUAUUUAGUCUAACGGUGUGCUUAAAGUAUCAGACAAGCUCAGUGCAUAUGUAGUUGAUUUUAUUCAAAGACAUACGGUGUGUCUGUCUAUACAUGGAAAAAUAAGUUUAAACAUUUCGACCAAUCGAUUGGUCGAAAGAACAGGACGAGACUCGGUCGACCAAGAUUUUUUUAGUCGGGGACAGCCCUAAAACACGCACGCUCGCACAUAAUAAUAUAAUUAUAAUAUGCCAUUUAGCAGACGCUUUUAUCCAAAGCGACUUACAGUCAUGUGCGCAUACAAUUUUUUUUUUUUUUUACACGUAUGGGUGGUCCCGGGGAUCGAACCCACUACCCUGGUGUUACAAGUGCCAUGCUCUACCAAUUGAGCUACAGAGGACCACAUGCAUGCAUGCACGCACGCCUACCUCAAUGGCCUGUCAUUUGGUCCAGCAGUAUGUCUCAAUAGCCAGCACACAACCCCACUAUUAGGCCAUUGAUUUAUUUCAACAGUUACUGUUCAUUCAAUGGCUCCCCGUAGUGUUUCCAUCUACACUAGUUACACAUUUGGAAUAAUGACCCUGUUUGUUCCCAAAGCCUAUCCUCCAUUCACUCUGACUUUUCGGGGACUGUAAUUGUAAGUUCCUGUCCGUUCUUCAUUACAGCCAUUAUGCGCAACAAAGCGUGUGAUGAAAGAAGGCUACGGUGGUGACUCAUCCUUUCAGCCCUCUCUUUUCAGGUUGCAUCCCAAAUUGCACCCUAUUCCCAAUCCCUAUAUAGUACACUAUUGUUAACUAGGGGCCCAUAUGACUCUGGUCAAAAGUAGUGCGCUAUAAAUAGGGAAUAGGGUGCCAUUUGGGACGCAAGCACUGUCUGUAUUCAGGAACUUGCCUGCGUGUUCUGGCGAAUCGGGUCAGUCCAUUCACAGCGCCCGGGCCUCGCUCUAUGCUGUUCUCUACACUGAGGUGAGCCAGAGUGAGUGGAGUGGGUCGGAUGGAUGGACACACUGUAGUGCACCCCUCUCUCAGCAGAGCCCAGCCAAUAGUGGACCGGGAUAUUAAAAGGCCCAGUGAUCUAAUUAUCUAACCCGCGGUCACAGCUGAUGUCCCAUGACCAAGCUCAUUACAGUAGAGACCGGCUAAUCACAUACUCAGGUGUGUACACACACACACACACACACACACACACACACACACACACACACACACAGUAGAUGCACAUGCACACACACAUUUCACACAAACACUCACUUUCUGGUAGCCCUCGCCCUCCCAUACAUACUAGGCUAAACAAACACACACUCGCACACACAGGCAGGAACAGAAGAUAAAUGAAAGAAUGGCACUCCACUGAAACAUAAGAAUAAAAAUAUUUACGGGAACUGCAGUCUUGACAGUGUGUGUUUGAUGCUGUCCAGCAACUCUGCCAUAAGUCUUCCAUUGCCAUAACUGUGUGUUUCUUCCUGGUAACUUCCCUGCCAAUGCCAUGCUCUGUACAUGUUGCCCCCAUGCGUCACUUAUGCUUUUAGCUAAAUUUGAUUAUUCCUUUUAUGAAAAAUGGCCUUGCGUUUGGCAGUCACCAGGAUGUUUUUCAUUUCCUGUCCUUUGUCACAUGCACUAUAUUUCCUGUUUUCCAAACGUCCCAGAGUUCUGAGAGAGCGAGCGAGACGGAAUGUUUCAGCUCUGUGGUCCGGGAUGUUUUGUCCGCUUCCAGCAGCUAUCAUCAAAGAGUUAUGUAGUUCAGGGAUACAGCAUUGGUCGUGGGCCAGGGCGAGGGUACAGAGUUUCACCUGUUGCGUUGACAAGUGCGGGUGUACUGCCUGUCUUUGCUGACUGACCUUCGGGGUGGAGCCCUUCCAGAGUUCCAAAGGAGAGCUUCCAUAUGGUUCCUGCCAGCUGGCCCUAAGGCCUCAGGACCUGGCCUCUCUUCUGGCCUCCUUCCUCCCUUCGGCUAACUGCUCUGCUCCACAGCAGGAGGAAUGUUUUAGAUUAAACUGAGGAAUUCAGCCUGCUGCAUGCCGCUGCUUAAGCACACCCAUGUCUCACUCGCUGUCGCUUUCUCUCUCGCUCUCUUUCUCUCUCUUUCCCUCUUUCUUUUCCUCUUUCCUUCUCUUUCUGACUCGUCUCUUGUAAUGUGCUAUUCCAAAACUUUACUACGUGUAAAGUAACUUCUCUAGCAAAUUAUCUAACAAGGAAGUCUCUAGUCUCCUAAGUUUACUUAAGCUUGUGGCGGGCUCUCUCCCCUGUUGCGAGAAGUCAGAUCGGCUCAGAACAUCGCUCCAGCUAUGCCCCAGAAAUGUCGUUGAUACACACUCUCCAACCCAACUCCCCCACAGGUGCACUGCGCAGUGUGCACCCGGUGCUGCUAUAUAGUACAUGUUAUUAUAUAGGGCACUCAUCGCCUGGGGAGGGCUGUGGAAGAAGCAUCCCUACUAGCUAAUGCUUUUUGUGAUGGGGCCUGAUCCACUUUAAGAAGUCGAAACAUCUCGCUAGGUGAGUGUUGAGCAGACAGGACAGAGCUGUCAGGGAACUGAGACCUUGAUCUCCAAGCACACAUUCGCUUUUCAACAUAGUGUGAUCAUCACGUCACUUCCUGUUGAACGAGGGAGAGCUUGGUUUGUUGUUUUGGAAAGUUUGUUGUUUUGAAAGUCUAUUGAAAAAGUUUAGUUACUAGCAAGCUACCUUUUUGAGUUUGGAUACCGCGAUGCGGUUGGCAUCAGUUGCUGGGACCGCUACUAUCUGUCCAGUGAUCCUGCCGACCAAGGCUGGGUCUGAGGAGCUGCUUGGCGUAGCAGCCUAUCAAGCUAGUGGGGUUUUCUUGAGGGCUUGAACGCAGCACGCGACAAGGUUAGCCAUUGUGGCUGGGACCGCGGAUUGUCCCGGGCUUGUGGCUGUCUAGAUCCCUGCUGUUUUGUUGUUGUUUCAAAUCAAAUUGUAUUUGUCACAUGCCCUGAAUACAACAGAUGUAGACCUUACCGUGAAAUGCUUACUUACAAGCCCUUAACCAACAAUGCCGUUUUUGUUGUUGUUGAAGUAAGCAAAUAUUAGCAGAACAAAGUAAAAUAAAAUAAAAGGUACACAAAAUACCAAUAACGAGUAUACGGUAUAUACAGGGGUUACCGAGUCAAUGUGCGGGGGUACAGGUUAGUCAAGGUAAUAUGUACAUGUAGGUAGGGGUGAAGUGACUAUGCAUAGAUAAUAAACAGCGAGUAGCAGCAGCGUAAAAAAGGUGGUCAAUGCUGUCCGGGUAGCCAUUUGAUUAACUGUUUAGCAGUCUAAUGGCUUGGGGGUAGAAGCUGUUAAGGAGCCUUUUGGACCUAGACUUGGUGCUCCGCUACCGCUUGCCAUGCGGUAGCAGAGAGAACUGUUUAUGACUAGGGUGGCUGGAGUCUUUGACCAUUUUUAGGGCCUUCCUCUGACACCGCCUAGUAUAGAGGUCCUGGAUGGCAGGAAGCUUUGCCCUAGUGAUGUACUGGGCUGUACGCACUAACCUCUGUAGCGCAUUGCGGUCAGAUGCCGAGCAGUUGCCAUACCAAGCGGUGAUGCAAACAGUCCAAAUGCUCUCGAUGGUGCAGCUGUAUAACUUUUUGAGGAUCUGAGGACCUAUGCCAAAUCUUUUCAGUCGCCUGAGGGGGAAUAGGCGUUGUUGUGCCCUCUUCACGACUAACCUACGUUACUACCAUGACAAAGACCAAAGCCGGCAGGAGUACCGUUGAGGACAGUGGGGUCUCUAUCACAGGUGAAAAAUCUUUUAAAUGACAAAAGCUGUGGGCCAGAAGAGGAAAUAACUUAUCCCAGCCAUGAAAGCUGCCAGACCGCGUGGAGACAUUGCUUACAUCCGCUUUGACAGCCUCAUUGUCGACCCUCCCUCCCAAAAGCCUGGAAGGGAUGAGAGAGCCAAGCCUAUAGGUUUGCAGCGUCAAUCCUGCAGCACACACACUUACACACACCAACUGAUUUUAAGAAAGAAUACCAAAAAAACAUUAAAUAAAAAAAUAUGUAUUAUAAGAAAUAAAAGUAACAAAUAAUUAAAGAGCAGCAGUAGCUUAGUGGUUAAGAGCGUUGUGCCAGUAACCGAAAGGUCGCUGGUUCUAAUUCCAGAGCCGACUAGGUAAAAAAUAUGUCGGUGCCCUUGAGCAAGGCACUUAACCCUAGUCUGCUAAAUGACUAAUUAUUUAAUUAUUAAAAUAACAAUAGCGAGGCUAUAAACGGGGUACCGGUACCGAGCCAAUGUGCGGGGGCACCGGUUAGUCAAGGUAAUUGAGGUAAUAUGUACAUGUAGGUAGAGUUAUUCAGGUCUAUGCAUAGGUUUCUGGGAUAAUGGUGUUGAUGUGAGACAUGACCAGCCUUUCAAAGCACUUCAUGGCUACCAACGUGAGUGCUACGGGUCGGUAGUCAUUUAGGCAGGUUACCUUAGUGUUCUUGUGCACAGGGACUAUGGUGGUCUGCUUGAAACAUGUUGGUAUUAUAGACUCAGACAGGGAGAGUUUGAAAAUGUCAGUGAAGACACUUGCCAGUUGGUCAGCACAUGCUCGGAGUACACAUCCUGGUAAUCCGUCUGGACCUGCGGCCUUGUGAAUGUUGACCUGUUUAAAGGUCUUACUCACAUCGGCUACAGAGAGCGUGAUCACACAGUCGUCCAGAACAGCUGAUGCUCUCAUGCAUGUUUCAGUGUUACUUGCCUUGAAGCGAGCAUAGAAGUAAUUUAGCUCGUCUGGUAGGCUCGUGUCACUGGGCAAUUCGCGGCUGUGCUUCCCUUUUGUAGUCUGUAAUAGUUUGCAAGCCCUGCCACAUCCGACAAGCGUCGGAGCCAGUGUAGUACGAUUCGAUCUCAGUCCUGUAUUGACGCUUUGCCUGUUUGAUGGUUCGUCGAAGGGCAUAGUGGGAUUUCUUAUAAGCUUCCGAGUUAGAGUCCCGCUCCUUGAAAGCGGCAGCUCUACCCUUUAGCUCAGUGCGGAUGUUGCCUGUAAUCCAGGGCUUCCGGUUGGGGUAUGUAUGUACAGUCACUGUGGGGACGACGUCAUCGAUUUACUUAUUGAUGAAGCCAUGACUGAUGUGGUGUACUCCUCAAUGCCAUCGGAAGAAUCCCGGAACAUAUUCCAGUCUGUGCUAGCAAAACAGUCCUGUAGCUUAGCAUCUGCUUCAUCUGACCACUUUUUUAUUGACAGAGUCACUGGUGCUUCCUGCUUUAGUUUUUGCUUGUAAGCAGGAAUCAGGAGGAUAGAAUUAUGUUCAGAUUUGCCAAAUGGAGGGCGAGGGAGAGCUUUGUAUGCGUCUCUGUGUGUGGAGUAAAGGUGGUCUAGAGUUUUUUUCCCCCUCUGGUUGCACAUUUUACAUGCUGGUAGAAAUGAGGUAAAAUGGAUUUCAGUUUCCCUGUGUUAAAGUCCCCGGCCACUAGGAGCGCCGCCUCUGGAUGAGUGUUUUCCUGUUUGUUUAUGGCCAUAUACAGUUCAUUGAGUGCGGUCUUAGUACCAGCAUCGGUUUGUGGUGGUAAAUAGACCGCUACGAAGAAUAUAGAUGAAAACUCUCUUGGUAGAUAGUGUUGUGUACAGCUUAUGAUGAGAUGCUCUACCUCAGGUGAGCAAAACCUCAAGACUUCCUUAGAUAUCAUGCACCAGCUGUUGUUUACAGAUACAGUGGGGAGAACAAGUAUUUCAUACACUGCCAAUUUUGCAGGUUUUCCUACUUACGAAGCAUGUAGAGGUCUGUAAUUUUUAUCAUAGGUACACUUCAACUGUGAGAGACGGAAUCUAAAACAAAAAUCCAGAAAAUCACAUUGUAUGAUUUUUAAGUAAUUCAUUUGCAUUUUAUUGCAUGACAUAAGUAUUUGAUCACCUACCAACCAGUAAGAUGUCCGGCUCUCACAGACCUGUUAGUUUAUCUUUAAGAAGCCCUCCUGUUCUCCACUCAUUACCUGUAUUAACUGCACCUGUUUGAACUUGUUACCUGUAUAAAAGACACCUGUCCACACACUCAAUCAAACAGACUCCAACCUCUCCACAAUGGCCAAGACCAGAGAGCUGUGUAAGGACAUCAGGGAUCAAAUUGUAGACUUGCACAAGGCUGGGAUGGGCUACAGGACAAUAGGCAAGCAGCUUGGUGAGAAGGCAACAACUGUUGGCGUAAUUAUUAGAAAAUGGAAGAAGUUCAAGAUGACGGUCAAUCACCCUCGGUCUGGGGCUCCAUGCAAGAUCUCACCUCGUGGUGCAUCAAUGAUCAUGAGGAAGGUGAGGGAUCAGCCCAGACCUACACGGCAGGACCUGGUCAAUGACCUGAAGAGAGCUGGGACCACAGUCUCAAAGAAAACCAUUAGUAACACACUACGCCAUCAUGGAUUAAAAUCCUGCAGCGCACGCAAGGUCCCCCUGCUCAAGCCAGUGCAUGUCCAGGCCCGUCUGAAGUUUGCCAAUGACCAUCUGGAUGAUCCAGAGGAGGAAUGGGAGAAGGUCAUGUGGUCUGAUGAGACAAAAAUAGAGCUUUUUGGUCUAAACUCCACUCGCCGUGUUUGGAGGAAGAAGAAGGAUGAGUACAACCCCAAGAACACCAUCCCAACCGUGAAGCAUAGAGGUGGAAACGUCAUUCUUUGGGGAUGCUUUUCUGCAAAGGGGACAGGACGACUGCACCGUAUUGAGGGGAGGAUGGAUGGGGCCAUGUAUCGCGAGAUCUUGGCCAACAACCUCCUUCCCUCAGUAAGAGCAUUGAAGAUGGGUCGUGGCUGGGUCUUCCAGCAUGACAACGACCCGAAACACACAGCCAGGGCAACUAAGGAGUGGCUCCGUAAGAAGCAUCUCAAGGUCCUGGAGUGGCCUAGCCAGUCUCCAGACCUGAACCCAAUAGAAAAUCUUUGGAGGGAGCUGAAAGUCCGUAUUGCCCAGCGACAGCCCCGAAACCUGAAGGAUCUGGAGAAGGUCUGUAUGGAGGAGUGGGCCAAAAUCCCUGCUGCAGUGUGUGCAAACCUGGUCAAGACCUACAGGAAACGUAUGAUCUCUGUAAUAGCAAACAAAGGUUUCUGUACCAAAUAUUAAAUUCAGCUUUUCUGAUGUAUCAAAUACUUAUGUCAUGCAAUAAAAUGCAAAUAAAUUACUUAAAAAUCAUACAAUGUAAUUUUCUGGAUUUUUGUUUUAGAUUCCGUCUCUCACAGUUGAUGUGUACCUAUGAUACAAAUUACAGACCUCUACAUGCUUUGUAAGUAGGAAAACCUGAAAAAUCGUCAGUGUAUCAAAUACUUGUUCUCCCCACUGUAUAUAUAGACCGCCACCUCUUGUCUUACCAGAGGCUGCUGUUCUAUCCUGCCGAUACAGUGUAUAAUCUGGCAGCUGUGUGUUAUUCAUGUCAUCGUUCAGCCACGACUCGGUGAAACAUAAGAUAUUACAGUUUUUAAUGUCCCGUUGGUAGGAUAUGCGUGCUUAUAGUUCAUCCACUUUAUUAUCAAACGAUUGUAAAUUGGCCAAUAGUAUCGAUGGCAAAGGCAGAUUAGCCACUCGUCGCCAGCUCCUUACCAGGCACCCCGAUCUCCUUCCGCGAUAUCUUAUUUUCUUUCUACUGUGAAUGACGGGGAUGAGGACCCUGUCUGGUGUCUGGAGCAAAUCCCUCUCGUCCGACUCAUUAAAGAAAAAUUAUUUGUCCAGUUCAAGGUGAGUAAUCACUGUUCUGAAGUCCAGAAGCUCUUUUCGGUCAUAAGAGACGGUAGCAGCAACAUUAUGUACAAAAUAAGUUACAAACAACCUACCGGGGUGUUUACAAACACUACAGGAACAAGAUCAUCCACUUGUAUUGAUCACAUUUUUACUAAUACUGUACUAAAGCUGUAUCCGUACCCAUUGGAUGCAUUGAGCAGAAUAUAGUGGCUAUACCCAGGAAAGUCAAAGUUCCAAAAGCUGGGCCUAAAAUAGUGUAUAAGAGAUCAUACAAAAGAUUUUGCUGUGACUCUUAUGUGGAUGAUGUAAAAAAAAUUUUUUUAGAUUUGUUGUUUUGAUGUGAUUAAUAAGGAGCAUCCAGACACUGCACUUGAUGAAUUUAUGAAAUUGCUUUUUCCAAUUAUUGAUAAACAUGCACCUGUUAAGAAACUGACUGUUAGAACUGUUAAGGCUCCAUGGAUUGAUGAGGAAUUGAAAAACUGUAUGGUUGAAAGAGAUUGGGCAAAAGGAGUGUCUAAGUUACUGGCUGAGUUACUGCAAAUUUAGAAAUGAUGUGACUAAACUCAACAAAAAGAAGAAGAAACUGUAUUUUGAAGCCAAGAUCAAUGAUAGAAAGAAUGAUGGAAAAAACCUUUGGAGUACUUUAAAUUAAAUUAUGGGCAGAAAGACAUUCAACUCCAUCUUUCAUCGAAUCAGAUGACUUAUUCAUCACAAAAUCAUUUUAUGUUGCAAAUUAUUUUAAUAAUUACUUAAUUGGCAAAGUGGGCAAACUUAGGCAGGAAAUGCCAACAACAAAUAGUGAGCCAGCGUACUCUUGCAUAAAAAAACUAAUAAUGAAAGAAAAGCAUUGUAAGUUAUAAUUUUGUAAAGUUGGUGUGGGAGAGGUGGAAAAAUUGUUAUCGAUCAAUAAUGACGAACCUCUGGCAUUGACAACGUAGAUGGAAAGCUACUGAGGAUGGUAGCUGAGUCUAUAGCCACCCCCAUCUGUUAUUUAUUUAAUCUGAGCCUAGAGGAAAGUCUUUGUCCUCAGGCCUGGAGGGAAGGCAAUUUCAUUCUGCUUGCUGCCAGCUCUUAGUAAACUGUUAGAUUAUUUUGUUGUUGACCAAAUUCAAUGCUAUUUCUCUGUAAACAAAUUAACAGACUUUCAACAUGCUUUUACAGACGGGCACUCAACAUGUACUGCACUGACACAAAUUACUCAUGAUUGGUUGAAAGAAAUUGAUUAUAAGAAGAUUGUGGGAGCUGUACUGUUAGAUUUCAGUGCAGCCUUUGAUAUUAAUGACCAUAACCUGUUGUUGAGAAAACGUAUGUAAUGGCUUUUCAACCUCUGCCAUAUUGUGGAUUCAGAGCUAUCCAUCUAAUAGAACUCAAAGGGUUUUCUUUAAUGGAAGCUUCUCUAAUGUCAAACAUGUAAAGUGUGGUGUACCGCAGGGCAGCUCUCUAGGUCCUCUACUCUUUUCUAUUUUUACCAAUGACCUGCCACUGGCAUUAAACAAAGUAUGUGUGUCCAUGUAUGCUGAUGAUUCAACCAUAUAUGCAUCAGCAACCACAGCUAUUGAAGUCACUGAAACCCUUAACAAAUAGUUGCAGUCUGUUUUGGAAUGGGUGGCCAGUAAUAAACUGGUCCUGAACAUCUCUAAAUCUAAGAGCAUUGUAAGUUCUAGACCUCUGGUAAUGAAUGGUGUGGCUGUUGAACAAGUUGAGGAGACUAAGUUACUUGGUGUUACCUUAGAUUGUAAACUGUCAUGAGGGGUCUGUCCGUAAUAAAGAGAUGCUCUGCUUUUUUGACACCACUCUCCACAAAGCAAGUCCUGCAGGCUCUAGUUUUAUCUUAUCUUGAUUAUUGUCCAGCCAUAUGAUCAAGUGCAGCAAAGAAAGACCUAGUUAAGCUGCAGCUGGCCCAGAACAGAGCCACACGCCUUGCUCUUCAUUGUAAUGAAGGGCUAAUAUUAAUACUAUGCAUGCCAUUCUCUCUUGGCUAUGAGUUGAGGAAAGACUGACUGCAUCACUUCUUGUUUUUAUAAGAAACAUUAAUUCCAAAUUUGUUUGCAUAGUCAAGUUACACACACACUUACCCCACCAGACAUACCACCAGGGGUAUUUUGGCAGUCCCCAGGUCCAGAAAAAUGUCAAUGAAACAUACAGUAUUAUACAGAGCCAUGCGUGCAUGGAACUCCCUUCCAUCUUAAAUAGCGCAAGUGAACAGCAAACCUUGUUUCAAAAAACAAAUAAAGCAACACCUCACGGCACAACGCCUCCCCCAUAUGACCUACUUGUUGUGUGUAUGUACUGACAUGUAUGUGUAACUGACAGAUGCACACACACAUUACAUGUUAAUGUUGUUAAAAGUAUGUAAAUUGUAAAGUAUUUUGUCUAAUGUCUUUUUCGUUAUGUGUCGGACCACAGUAAGACUAGCUGUCGCCAUUUGUGUCGGCUAAUGGGGAUCCUAAUAAUCAAAUCAGAUGGCAAAGUCAGCCUUCAGAGAGCCAAGGAAAGUGGGAAACACAGACACACGCACACGCACACACACCUCUGUGUCUUAGGGAGCCUGAACACAUCCCUACAUGUCCCUGUCUCCACUUGUGUCGGUCUCGUUUGUCAAUGCAGUGAUCAGUGUAGGAUAAUGAAGAGUUGUGCACAGUCACUGUUCUGUUUUGUAUGAAUGAACAUGAGUCAAGUGAAGAUCUUUCGGUAAAGAGGGUCAUGUUCAUUAGAGUACACUGCAGCAAAACGUUUUGCAAUGAGAAACGGAAAUUAGCAUUUCUUAUUGGACAAGCUCAGGUAGUCCCUCGCUGUUUCGGUCGGUUUUCUUCCGUUUGGUACGUAAUUAAUACGACCCAGUUGAUUGAUAGAGCUUCUCUUAUGAAAUCCUUUUUAGGAAGGACCAGAACCUGCUGUCCCCGGUCAACUGCUGGUACCUGCUGCUGAACCAGGUGAGGAGGGAGAGCAAGGACCACGCCACCCUCAGUGACAUCUACCUGAACAACGUCAUCAUGCGCUUCAUGCAGAUCAGCGAGGACUCCACACGCCUGCUCAAGAAGGUGAGAUCUGUAAUGUAGUUUGUACUCUGACAUUUGACCUGGCUAGAUGAGGUCAGAGGUUAGAGGUCAGACGAGGUGAGGUCCCAGUGAUCUGAUGGAAGGAAGUGCAACUGAUUAGGGCCAGGAGUCGUUCCUUACCACUUGUCUUGAAUUGAUCAGAGAGAACCCUUGUUAUAUUGGAUAAAUCCUGGGCUCAUUCACAUAGUCCGGACAAAACUGGACCCUGCUGCUAAUGAUACAUUUAUCAAUCUUCAGCCUUAGAAUCGGUUUCCUAUUUCGCAACAAAGCCUCCUUCACUCAUGCUGCCAAACAUGCCCUCGUAAAACUGACUAUCCUACCGAUCCUUGACUUCGGCGAUGUCAUUUACAAAAUAGCCUCCAACACUCUACUCAGCAAAUUGGAUGUAGUCUAUCACAGUGCCAUCCGUUUUGUCUCCAAAGCCCCAUAUACUACCCACCACUGUGACCUGUACGCUCUUGUUGGCUGGUCCUCACUACAUAUUCGUUGCCAAACCCACUGGCUCCAGGCCAUCUAUAAAUCACUGCUAGGCAAAUCCCAGCCUUAUCUUAGCUCAUUGGUCACCAUAGCAACACCCACCCGUAGUCUGCGCUCCAGCAGGUAUAUCUCACUGGUCAUCCCCAAAGCCAACACCUCCUUUGGCCGCCAUUCCUUCCAGUUCUCUGCUGCCAAUGACUGGAACAAAUUGCAAAAAUCUCUGAAGCUGGAGACACUUAUCUCUCUCACUAACUUUAAGCAUCAGUUGUCAGAGCACCUUACCGAUCACUGCACCUGUACACAGCCCAUCUGAAAUUAGCCCGCCCAACUACCUCAUCCCUAUAUUGUUAUUUAUUUUGCUCAUUUGUACCCCAGUAUCUCUAUUUGCACAUCAUCUCUUGCACAUCUAUCAUUCCAGUGUUAAUACUAAUUGUAAUUAUUUUGCACUAUAGCCUAUUUAUUGCCUUACCUCCAUAACUUGCUACAUUUGCACACACUGUAUAUAUAUAUAUUUCUGUUGUAUUUUUGACUUUGUUUUGUUUUACCCCAUAUGUAACUCUGUGUUGUUGUUUUUAUCGCACUGCUUUGCUUUAUCUUGGCCAGGUCGCAGUUGUAAAUGAGAACUUGUUCUCAACUGGUUUACCUGGUUAAAUAAAGGUGAAAUAAAUAAAUAAAAUAAAAAAAGAUACACUGGACUGCACUCAGAGAUUUGAUGUAUGGCUGGGUGUAGCAGUAGACUAUUACAUUUUAAGUUCUGUUUGAUGACAUCUUGAUGGCAGCUCAGUUGCUGGGUUGUGUACAGAGCGAGGACCCUCCUCUUCCCACACAACCCUGAUCAUCAGCCUAAACGCCCUACCUAACCUUCCCAUCUGAAGUGUGGCCUCAUGACAGAAACCCUGCUACUACUGCUGCUGCCACCUGUUUCUCUCCGGCCACAAAGAGGACAACUCCCUACCAGAUUAUGAGCUCUCCUAUGCACCAGGAGUCACAUGAACCGACCACAACCCCGAAAAUGACAAACCAGGGCCUGUUUCAAUGGGGUGCUUUGCAUCAAAUGUUUAGUAUGUUUUCUCUUUCGCUGCGGGGUCUUUAGAUCUGUCUGCUAGAUCAAGACUAAACCAGAUGGGUCUUUAGAUCUGUUUGCUAGAUCAAGACUAAAACAGAGGGGUAUUUUAUUCAUGUUAGAAGUCAUUAUCGUCUGUGGUUUAAUCUGUCUUGUAUAGAGGACUGGUCUACACACACACACAAACUGUGGUUUGUCAGAUGUUUCUUUCUUCCCCCGACUCAACCCACAUUACUGAUGUUUAAAAUGAUAGACCACUAAACUCAUCAAUGUGUUCCCCUCCUGCAGUGCAAUUGAAGCAAUUAUACUGUAUCUAUACAAUUUGGGGUAUUUAAAUCAAGACUAUACUCUACUUCAUUCUGUUAGUUGGUACCUGAGAAGCAUUGAUAAGAGUGAAAAUAUAAUGUAUGAAGUUUAGUUCAUAGCAUCCCUCAUAAGAAGAGGUUUGCAUUCAGACAUUACACACAGUGCAUGAGGGGAACAAAUUAUUACCCCUCCUUAUUGCUCCACCAAUUAUAGUUGUUGGUUGGCCUUGAACAUAACAGGCAACGACUGCUUGAACACAACAGGCAAUGACCUGCAGUCAUCAGAUACAGUUAGGUCUUCAGUGUUUGUGACUGUGUGCAUGUGUGUUUGUGUCUCCCCUCUGGCUCGUAUAGUGAUGUUUGGCAGCCAGGGGCCAAACCAAACAGGCAGUCUGUCACAGGGGAGCAGAGACACCCCUGCCCUUUAAUUAGUAAGUCCCAGUGUCUUUGAUCUCUCCAGUAACGAGUGACAAACACCGGGGGAGGCCCCCCAGUUACAACACAGUUACUACAGCUCCUCUUCUUUUAACACAACACGGCUGCUGUUUUGUCAUCCUGGCAUCAAAGACUAGUGUUUUUAUAUUUUCUAAUUCUGAUGUUUUCUACCUUUUUAUGUUAUGAGGUUAAGCAGUAUAGGACCUUAAAUGACUUAUCCUAACAGGCUUCUGCAUGGUGGACCUUUUUAGAGUAGACCGUUGGCUUGUGUUCAUGCCUUGUUUAUUUAUGAAUAGUACUAUGGACAAGAAAGUCACAGCUUACCUCGAUUUGUCUUUGUUCGAAGGAGAAGCCUCUAAAUGCAAGUUUUGUCACGCAGUCCGUUCAUGGUCGGGCAGGUCUUAUCACAUGUAUUCUCUUUUCAUUAUUCAUACAACUCUCUUUUUGUUUUACUUAGUCAGUCCUCUUUUAUUUAUGGAAGUCCCAUUCUGGUAAAAGUGCAAGGUGAAUUUCUCCCAAGGCUUGAAAGCAUCAUCUGCAUGGAGGAAGGAGAAAGGAAGGUAUUAGUUUGUCUAGUUCCUCCAUUGCACACUCCUCCAUUCAUUCACAACAGUGGUAGGGACACAGGGUGAGGGAAACACAAAACUGCAUCAGCUACCACUAAAUUAUAAUAAUAAUAAUAAUUGGUCUUGGCAUUUGAUCAAGGGCAGUGUAAAGUGUUUUAACACUUCAUUAGGAUUAGAGCUCGACAAUUUACUGCCUGGCUUGGUCCAUUACUAGACUACCUCCAUGGGCUGCUUCUGUAUAGUAUAUGAGCCAAUAUGAUUUGUGUAGCCUCUCACUAGAGUCCCAGUGUGUUUCUUCUGCCAUAUGGAGCAGCCACCAGACAUUGACUCCAGGGGUAUAUACAGCCCCUCUCUGGGGUCUAAUUAAUGUUGGAGGCAACGUGAAACCCAUCAUCCCCCAUUUGUUUAGUCCUUUAAUAAAUUAUCCGUAUUGGGAAAAACCCAAGUUGACAUUCCCCUUUAAAUAAUAGAGGGCAAGACCGUUAAAUUUAAUCACAACAUUGGCUGGCCCAUAGGCCGCAAAACGUACAGGCCGAGAAAAGUUAUCAAGGCUCCUUUCUUACUGUUAUAACUAAUCAUUAUGAAGUGUAUGGUUUGUACUUCAGAGGCUCUCAGUCUCUGAUUUACUGUGUCUUCAGUGGCCAGUGGAGUGGCUGAGGUGACUUCCUGUCGAAGGCCCUGCUCAGGUCAACUGACAGGGGCAUCUGCAAAGCCAGGAAGUGGAUGAGCUGUCGGAGCCGUGCCCAAGCUUUCCUGAGGGGCCUUUUCAUUGACCACUGGACUGCUUCCCAGUCCUCUCAAUAGGAAAGAGCUGACAAGCGUUAGAUCUGACAUUGUCUUAGGUCCUCUUCUCUGAACGGAGGGCUGCUAAUGGCACUUCCCAGGGGAAGGAGGGCGAGUGAUUUCAGUAAAGGCCUCAUUUUGCUGGUAAUGUUCAUGAAUACAGUUAUUGACAGUGCAACAUUAAAGCGCAAUUCUCGGACGAUGAUGAACAACAGGCUUGUUCAUAUAUUAAUUUUUUUGCAGCCUGCUUCACAUAUUUGGGCAUGAGGAAUGAUCUCACCAGUCCAUAACUUACCUGGCCCAAACCUCCGUGCCCCAACCAGCCUAUAGAUCCUGUCCUUCAUUCUCUAAAUGUGUGUGAGAGCACCCUAGCUUAAGCUUAGGUGACUUAGCUCUAUUUAUACAGGGCAAAGUCUGUUUGUCCGGUGCCUGUCUGUGUGGUAAUAGGUAAGUAAAAGAGAGAACUGGCUGAGUAGGUGUAGGCCAGUGCCAGGACAGGUGUGGGCUGGACUGGGUGCAUGUGUGGCUGAUUACUUAAUUACGCACACAUGCACAAACACACACACAACGGGGGCUAGUCCUCUAUGGUUUACGUCCACGUCUGGACUGGACACCACCUCUUCCACCUGAGUCAGUCAGCAGGACUUACAGUAGAGUAGAGCUCUCUUUGGGAUGGACUUGUGUUUGUUUGAGCCCUGACUUCCUCCUUCAAACAUUCAUAGAUGCUCUGAGUUUCUCCUAAGAGUUUCACCCUAACCAUGGCUUUGUUGCAGAUCUGUUGGUGCUUUAGCCAACUCCCCUGGUAUACUGUGUUUGUUGUCAUGCCAAACAUUUAUGGCAUGACGACAAGAGCAUUAUAGGUUUUGGCUAAAGCAUAUUAUUCAGAUAUGUCGGCUAGGCUAGAGAUUCCCGACUCCAACCCAUGAUGUUCCAUUGGAGUGUUGUUGACUGUCUGCAGUGGUUCACUCUAACAUGGGUGUUUGUGGCAACUAGGAUGUGUGCAGAUCCUCCUGGAUCAGUGAGGUUGGUGACCUCAGCAGAGACUCUUCCUCAUCGGUUACGGCGUCACGCCCAUACAGGAAACCACAGUUGUGGUGGGAUAGAUCAUAUUUUCACAGCCAUCUGAGGGCCCAUUACUGGAAAAGGCCGCCACAAUCAUUUCGGGCCCAGAUAAUAGGGUUAGUGUGAGACUCUGAGUGCAGUGGAAGACUACAUGCUAAUGCCCAGGUAAUACAUAAAUUGAAUGGGAUAUCCAUGUGCAUUGUCACAUUUUAUACAACGGGUGGGUCUAAUCCUGAAUGCUGAUUGGUUAAAACCGCAUUCCAGCCGGUGUCUAUUCUGCAUCUGGUCCGCAGGCUGCCAGUUUCAGACCCCUGCUUUAACCCUGCAUCAAUCACAUAACUGUUAUUUCCCUGUAGGGAGAAUCUCAGAAAUAUUAAUUGUGGGCUCAUAUCUGAUGGCAUUGAGUGAAUAUUGUGGCAUGGAAUGGCAGAUUUAAUUUAUUCAUUUGAGAUCUCUCUCACGCCAUGCAGACAGAUGGCUCUAUGGGCAACUGUCUCUUUUUGAUGACCUCAUUACAGGUCUCAGUGCCCUACUCUAUUCCCAACUCUGUAUGCUUGUUUGUUCCAUGUGACAAGUGUGACAAUGUAUGAAUAUGUGACUGUACUGCAAAGUCGAUAGAUGUCGCGCAUUGAACACGUUCUUUCUUUCUCUUUCAGAGUAAGGAGAUAACGUUUCAGCUUCAGGAAGACUUGAUGAAGGUCCUCAAUGAGCUCUACACUGUAAGUUCGAAUGUGUCAUUUAAUUGACUGUUUCCUGAUUUACUAUAUCACCACAGUUAGAGCAAGGAGCCAGAUCUCUCAAAGGAUGUAUAAAUCUGAAGCAUCCGUUUAGAACAUCUUCUCACAACCAAUUAUGUCCAUUGGCGGGAAGUGGGAGAAGAUGGCGCUAGAUGAAACAUGGCCGACAUUCUGCUAAUUUUCUUAUUUAUUAAACAUCCGAUCUCAAUACAGUUUUCUGUUCCCAAAACUAGAAUCCGUUAUGAACAGAGUGGACUAAGUUUUGUUGACUUGACCCUUUCUAGUUUCUAAAAACUGCAUUGUUUAGAAGGAGUGCAAGGGCGAAUUGAGUUAUUGCACAAGCGCACUUCACAGAUUAGGCGUUCCCUAAAGGAAAUACAGUCCAUUCAGAAAGUAUUCAGAGCCCUUCCCUUUUUCCACAUUUUGUUAUGUUGCAGCCUUAUUCUAAAAUUGAUUAAAGUAUUUUUUUUGUGUGGCUCAUUCUCAACCAGCCAACCACAGCCCUCCACGUUAGGUCAAUAACGUCAAAUUCACUUAAUCACUCUGCACUGGUGGUUGUUAAGUGCUCGGUGACAAUUCUGAUAAUCGUUUCUGAUGCGUAACCCCAAAACAGAUAUCAUGUUAUGAUUACAGCAUUGAUUGUUAUGGUAAAACCCAAGGAACAGAUGGGGGAACAGUUACUCUGUUGUCCCAGGAGACGUGCAGCAGGGGUUCAACUUCCCUGUAGAGUAAGUCUUUGGUUACGAAUGAAGAUUACAUCGUGUUAUACUUACAAUCAUCCAUGACACGUGUAACGGCCACAGCUCAAAGUGUGUUACUCUCACUGCAGCCCAAUUUGACCUGAUUUACCCUGCAGAAAAACACACACACUCAGUAGGCGAUUGCAUCACACUGCCACAGGGGCCUGUGUGGUCAGGGCCUGUGAAAUAACAGGUCUGGUCCCAGUCGUUCUAAAUCUGGCCCUCUAAUAGAAGCAGGGGAGAGUCAAAGUAAACACACCAGUGGUGAUCCAGACCAGUAAGUGAGGACUAUGGCUGCGGUUGGUCGCCCCUUUCUGGCUCUCUCCACUGGUCCCAAUUACGUGGCUCUGGCCACCAGCACAAAACAAACAGGGCGAAGUCUGUUAUUGUUCCACCCGUUACCAAAAUAUCUCAUUUUUUGGGGGGGUGGAGAGGAGAUGUUUAGGUUUUAGACACAGUCUGUAUUUUAAUUCCGAUUGAGGUUAUAAUGUAUACGGCCGGUGCGACUGUAAUUUACUCUGGGUUAUGCCGCGUGAUCACUUUUUUUUCUUCAGUGGCUGGUCUUGGGUCAGUAAUGGGUUUAAGGACAGCCCUUGGCAGGGGAUGGCACGAUAAGGGCUAGAACUGGCCUAGCCUGAGUUCCAGUUCUGUUUGCGCGAUCUUGACAACUCCAUUGCUAUCAUUGUCUGUUGGCAAGACGGCACAAACAAAUCUGGGACUCAGGCUAGGGCUGGCCUGCCACAGCAGGGGAAAGGGUGCUGGUUCUCUCAGACCCAGCUGGCCACAGUGACAGCCAGGCUAAGGUCCUCUCCCCAGCAGCCUUCUGGCAGUACUACCCCCACCCAUCCUGCUGUCCACACUGUCCAUGACCUCUAAAGAUCCUGAAAGAGAGAAGUGUGUUUGUCAAAGUUCAGAGAUCUUAUCGCUUUUGGGUGGUUUAAAAAGCUAGCUGAUCGAGACCGGAGGAAAGCAAUGUUUACAAACAUUUUACUCGAGUGCGUCAGUCAGUCAUGACCAGGGCACAAUUUAAUAUAUAUAAUCCAUUGGUAGCACCACAUGAAAUUUAGGAGCACCAGAAAAGCCAAAAAGGACAUCAACCACCCGAGCCACUGCCUGUUCACCCCGCUAUCAUCCAGAAGGCGAGGUCAGUACAGGUACAUCAAAGCUGGGACCGAGAGAAUGAAAAACAGCUUCCAUCUCAAGGCCAUCAGACUGUUAAAUAGCCAUCACUAGCACAUUAGAGGCUGCUGCUGCCUAUUGAAAUCACUGGCCACUUUAAAAAAUGGAACACUAGUCACUUUAAUAAUGUUUACAUAUCUUGCACUACUCAUCUCAUAUGUAUAUACUGCAUUCUAUUCUAUAAUAUACUUCUGUAUCUUAGUCCAUGCCGCUCUGUCAUUGCUUGUCCAUAUAUGUAUAUAUUCUUAAAUCCCAUUCCUUACUUUUUUGUGUGUAUUGGGUAUAUGUUGUGUAAUUGUUAGAUAUUACUGCACUGUUGGAGCUAGAAGCACAAGCAUUUCGCUACACGCGCUAUAACAUCUGCUAAACACGUGUAUGUGACAAAUACAAUUUGAUUUGAUUUGACAUGCAAGAGAUCUGUCAUUAAUUCAUUGCUAUGGUCAUUGAUCUGCUGAAGAAGCUAUCCCUUUUCCGUUCUGUGCACCCAAAUGUUUGGAUAUACUGGCAAAGUUACCAGGUUGUUAGCUAGGUAGCCAAUGAGGUAACAUGACUGAACAAAGUGUAAACAAACGUUUAACGACGUCGACGCGCGAGUAGUUUUAGAACGGCCCACGGCAUGGUUUACGAAUGUAAAAUGCAGUCCUGGCGAUUCGCUAUAGGAAGAUAGAAAUGUUGCGCCGGUAAUAUGGGUCAGAUCUUUUGACGUGUUGGGCUAGAAGCAAGCUUUUUUCGCUGUAGUAAUAAUGGUGCAACCAUGACGCCAACAAAUCUUCACUUGCUUGUUUUUCUAGGGCACUCGGAAACAACGGUGCAGCGAAACCUUAUCAUUACAACAAUUAUUAUCUGGGCGAUGUUUAAAAAAAAAUCUGUCGCACAUUGCUCCCAAAAUACAACUGUUGGUAGCACAGCAAAAUAUUUGGGCGCACUUUAGAGCCCUGGUCGUGAUUCCCGUUGGUGGUGAUCGUCAGUUACAUGGAGUCCCUGCCUUCAUUUCUAUGUCAGCCUUCCAUUCCAAUCAGAGAGCCAUAAUGAUGUGUUAUAAAUAGUCUCUUGAACUCAUGUCAUGGCAGUAUGAAAAUGUAUGCACUCACUAACUGUAAGUCGCUCUGGAUAAGAGCGUCUGCUAAAUGACUAAAAUGUAAAUGUAAUGGCCCUUGAAGAAAUCGUGGUUUACUUGAGCAGCAGUUGUACCUGGCUACUCAUGAGUCACUUCCUAAUGUUUUCAACAGUCAUUUGAGUGUGAGUAAUAGUAAUAGCUCCCUCCUGUUUGGAUAACAAUGAGUCAAACCAAAGGAAGUAGCUUUAAUCGGCGUGUUGCUGUGGAGGUAAUGCUUCCCACUAUGCCUACAUCACUGCUCCUCAAUUAUGGUUCUGAUGUAUUGACAUAGGGAGCAUACCCACUUAAAAUGUAGUGUAUAGAUCUGAGUAAAUACUAUUUGAAAUCUUUCAAAUACUUUGAGCUUUUGUUUUAGCCUGCCUGGAGUGCCAGGUGGGCGGGGCUUGCACUUUACAGACUGUUCUAUUGGUUCGCUUGGCAUGCUCAAUCAAGCACAGCUAUAGUAUUUGAACCCAGGUCUGCUUAUCACAUCAUGCCAAGCCAUAUUUACAAGUUGGUGUCUUUUGAAACUCCUGGCCUCAGGAAUUAUACGUUAAUUCUGAGGGUUCAUUUCUUUCCACUUCAAAGGGGAGAGAACAGGGUUGUGUUAAGUGGUUUAGUCUGUACGUCUGUCACCAUCUGAUCUGAUGUGGGCCCUGCCUGCCUGCCUGCUGGCACCCCGCUGACGGCACUCUGCUUUGGGCUACAGCAGCCAGGGAUGAUUGGGUGUCUGUGGGUGGAUUGAAGUCCCUCGGUGCCCCAUUACAGAGCUAUAGCAUUUCUUACACGACAGAUGGAAUUGUCAUUCCGUAUAAAUUGGUGGUUGUAAUUCCAGCAAACUGCUAGGUGUAGAUGUAGUUCACUGUAGCUGGAAUUUCAAACACAGAGCAAUAUGGUAAAUGGGAACAGCAGUGAAUCGUGGUUGUUGAGGUCGUACUGUAUAAGAGCGUCAUAUAAAAAGAGAGGGAAUCUGCCUUUGAUUUGUGGUGGCGUAGGAGAGUCCUAUUGUGAAGUAGAGCUGGAAUCGAUCUGUGAAGAGUGGGUGGGUAGUAGAUGAAAGCUUUGUUUGGUUCAAAGCAGCCUCUGACUCUUACUGUGAGGUUGAAUGACUCUAACCUUUUCCUCCAACCCCCAGGUGAUGAAGACCUACCACAUGUACCACACGGAGAGCAUUAGUGCAGAGAGCAAGCUGAAAGAGGCGGAGAAGCAGGAGGAGAAGCAGAUUGGCCGGGCCGAGCCCGUCUUUAGCAUCCGCCUGGAAGACAAGCACCAGAGACGCAGCUCCGUCAAGAAGAUUGAGAAGAUGAAGGAAAAGGUACAGCACACUUAUGCCUGAUUCACACUACAGGGCCAAACCAAGUCAAGCAAAGCUGUACUGGGAUGGCCUGCUUAUGCAUCCAUCAUAGUUGGUGGAUCUGUGCUAGAAAAGACGACGUGAAAAGGAUCAGAGCCAGCCCAGUAUGGUUUGGGAUUGCACGAUGGUGUGAGAGAAGGGAAUUGUGAAGGUCUUUACACUGGUAACGAUGAUAAUGGUUGCUAGAGGCAAUGUUGGAAUGUCUUCUCAUUAAACACAGUUAGGGGUCAAUCUCAGCCAGCUGCGAUUAGUCAAGCUCAGACUGUAGAUUCUAUUUCUAUGGUGACGCUCUCCUCUACAUGAAUAUAUGGCCCAAACCUUGAUGAACUCAGGUUGAUAUCCAGGUGUCCCUGAAAGUGUUCAUCAUUUGUAACAGAAAUAGACUUGUAUUGGCCAGCCAGACUACUGGCCAGCCAGACUUCUACUGGCCACCCCUCGUGUCUCUGUGUCUGUGUCGUGUCUGUGUCGUGUGUGUGUGUGUGUGUGUGUGAGAGAGAUGGAAACCACACUAUGAACACUCUAACUUACAGCCAGACUGCUUUGUGUUCUUCUCGGAAGGAACAGGCCUGUUUUCUGUUAGAACUCCGUGACCAAUAGUUUAAUGGCCACAGGAACAGCAUUUUCUCACAGGCUUUUCCUGGAAUGCGUUGGGAUUGGGGAAACGUUAAAAUAUGGAAGACCGUGUCAGUGGGUGAGUCAGUGUCCAUUGUCAUUGGCUAGUGACUAACAGUCUGUGUCUGGCAGGCAGCUAGGGAGGAAGAAGGAAGUCUGAAUGAGCAUGUCUGCCAGCUCCUGUUUGCCAAUCAUCUUGAGUUGUGUUGUGCGAGAGCUGUGUGCAUGCAGAUAUGAAAGCAUGCUCAGCUGUCCAUAAAGGCAUUUUUGCUCAUUAAUUUCUCUCUCUCUCUCGCUCUCUCUCUCUCUCUCUCACUCACACAUUCAUAUAUAUAUAUAUCUAUCAGCGCCAGGCCAAGUACUCGGAGAACAAGCUGAAGUCAAUCAAAGCACGGAACGAGUACCUGCUGACACUGGAGGCGACAAAUUCCUCCGUCUUCAAGUACUACAUCCACGACUUGUCCGACUUAAUUGACGUAAGUAAAUCAUUGGAAGAAACUUCAAGCUAAAGAACAGACUCCUUCAUCUGUACUCUAAAACUGGGAACGUUUGGUUGUCAGAUUAGACAGUGUGUUACCGAACAGCGUCUACUCCCUCUUCUCUCGUUAAUAACCCCUUGGCUGCAUCCAAAUUGGCCCCAUAUACCCUACAUAGUGCAUUUAUUUUGACCAGAGCCCUAAGGGCCCUGGUCAAAAGUAGUGCACUAUGAAGGGUGUAGGGUGCCAUUUCAGACACAGCCCUAAAGAGCUGAGGGAAUGUGUAAACUGAGUGAGUGUACAAAACAUUAAGAACACCUUCCUAAUAUUGAGUUUCCCCCCUGCCCUCAGAACAGCCUUAAUUUGUUGGGGCAUGGACUCUACAAGGUGUCGAAAUCGUUCCACAUGGAUGCUGGCCCAUGUUGACUCCAAUGCUUCCCACAGUUGUCAAGUUGGCUGGAUGUCCUUUGGGUGGUGGACCAUUCUUGAUACACACGGGAAACUGUUGAGCAUGAAAACCCCAGCAGCGUUGCAGUUCUUGACAAAAACCGGUGCGCCGUUCAAAGGCACUUAAAUAUUUUGUCUUGCCCAUUCACCCUCUGAAUGUUUUGUACACUCAGUGUUUGUCUGCUGCAUAGAGGGAAGCUGCGGAGAGAUUCUGCCACAAACGGAGAGCUGCUUCUCAGUCUAAGCCUCUCCCUCUACCCAGACUUCAAAUGAAGUCGUCUGCCACCCAAUCAAUGUUUUUUCAAAAAUCACAUCUCACUGCUACAGUCAAUUGUAUUACUCUUUUUUUUUCUUCUUCUAUCCUCAUAAUGCUGAAGAAACCCUGCCAUUCAGCAGUAUUUUCUGAGUGCAUUUUGACCUCUGAACUGUAGAAAUGAACUGAGUUUAGCAGCAGAGCUGAAAUCUGAGCGAUGGUGAGAGAGGACACACCAGACAGACUGUGGGAUGGAAAUGCCCAGGAGAUUAUUAGCGUUUGUGAUCCGAGCUACUCUACUAUUCUACCCUCCGUCCUCAUGUUAAACCAUACUGCAUGACCAACAGUACAGACAGAGAGUACAGACAUACAGAUAAUACAUACAGUACCAGUCAAAAGUUUGGACACACCUACUCAUUCAAGAGUUUUUCUUUAUUUUUACUAUUUCCUACAUUGACAUCACAGUACAGUUGAAAUACAGUGGGGAAAAAAAGUAUUUAGUCAGCCACCAAUUGUGCAAGUUCUCCCACUUAAAAAGAUGAGAGAGGCCUGUAAUUUUCAUCAUAGGUACACGUCAACUAUGACAGACAAAUUGAGAAUUUUUUUUCCAGAAGAUCACAUUGUAGGAUUUUUAAUGAAUUUAUUUGCAAAUUAUGGUGGAAAAUAAGUAUUUGGUCACCUACAAACAAGCAAGAUUUCUGGCUCUCACAGACCUGUAACUUCUUCUUUAAGAGGCUCCUCUGUCCUCCACUCGUUACCUGUAUUAAUGGCACCUGUUUGAACUUGUUAUCAGUAUAAAAGACACCUGUCCACAACCUCAAACAGUCACACUCCAAACUCCACUAUGGCCAAGACCAAAGAGCUGUCAAAGGACACCAGAAACAAAAUUGUAGACCUGCACCAGGCUGGGAAGACUGAAUCUGCAAUAGGUAAGCAGCUUGGUUUGAAGAAAUCAACUGUGGGAGCAAUUAUUAGGAAAUGGAAGACAUACAAGACCACUGAUAAUCUCCCUCGAUCUGGGGCUCCACGCAAGAUCUCACCCCGUGGGGUCAAAAUGAUCCCAAGAACGGUGAGCAAAAAUCCCAGAACCACACGGGGGGACCUAGUGAAUGACCUGCAGAGAGCUGGGACCAAAGUAACAAAGCCUACCAUCAGUAACACACUACGCCGCCAGGGACUCAAAUCCUGCAGUGCCAGACGUGUCCCCCUGCUUAAGCCAGUACAUGUCCAGGCCCAUCUGAAGUUUGCUAGAGUGCAUUUGGAUGAUCCAGAAGAGGAUUGGGAGAAUGUCAUAUGGUCAGAUGAAACCAAAAUAGAACUUUUUGGUAAAAACUCAACUCGUUGUGUUUGGAGGACAAAGAAUGCUGAGUUGCAUCCAAAGAACACCAUACCUACUGUGAAGCAUGGGGGUGGAAACUUCAUGCUUUGGGGCUGUUUUUCUGCAAAGGGACCAGGACGACUGAUCCGUGUAAAGGAAAGAAUGAAUGGGGCCAUGUAUCGUGAGAUUUUGAGUGAAAACCUCCUUCCAUCAGCAAGGGCAUUGAAAAUGAAACGUGGCUGGGUCUUUCAGCAUGACAAUGAUCCCAAACACACCGCCCGGGCAACAAAGGAGUGGCUUCGUAAGAAGCAUUUCAAGGUCCUGGAGUGGCCUAGCCAGUCUCCAGAUCUCAACCCCAUAGAAAAUCUUUGGAGGGAGUUGAAAGUCCGUGUUGCCCAGCGACAGCCCCAAAACAUCACUGCUCUAGAGGAGAUCUGCAUGGAGGAAUGGGCCAAAAUACCAGCAACAGUGUGUGAAAACCUUGAAGACUUACAGAAAACGUUUGACCUGUGUCAUUGCCAACAAAUGGUAUAUAACAAAGUAUUGAGAAACUUUUGUUAUUGACCAAAUACUUAUUUUCCACCAUAAUUUGCAAAUAAAUUCAUAAAAAAUCCUACAAUGUGAUAUUCUGGAAUUUUUUCCUCAUUUUGUCAGUCAUAGUUGACGUGUACCUAUGAUGAAAAUUACAGGCCUCUCUCAUCUUUUUAAGUGGGAGAACUUGCACAAUUGGUGGCUGACUAAAUACUUUUUUUCCCCCACUGUACAUAUACAUAUAUAUACACACACAUACACACAUACAUACAUACAUACAUAUCCUUUAUUACUUUCCAACCCCGCCACCCUUUCCCCACUUGGAGUAAACUAGUGAACAACAACGCCUAGGCCUCUACUUCCAGCCCAUACCCACUAUCUACAUUUUAUGGACACAGUCAAUUCUACAAUAAUUACAUUUUGUUUGUUCUUUCUCCUGAACUUCUUCUACUCUCAACCUCUCCGAUCAUUUUCAUGAUGUCCAUCCGGUUUGCUUAAGUUCUUUGCUUAAGUUCUCCCACUUAAAAAGAUGAGAGGCCUGUAAUUUUCAUCAUAGGUACACGUCAACUAUGACAGACAAAUUGAGAAUUUUUUUUCCAGAAGAUCACAUUGUAGGAUUUUUAAUGAAUUUAUUUGCAAAUUAUGGUGGAAAAUAAGUAUUUGGUCACCUACAAACAAUAAUAAAGAUAUCAAAUCUAUGAAAUAACAUAUAUAUAUAUAUCUCCUGAGUGGCGCAGUGGUCUAAGGCGCUGCAUCGCAGUGCUAACUGUGCCACUAGAGAUCCUGGUUCGAAUCCAGGCUCUGUCGCAGCCGGCCGCGACCGGGAGACUCAUGGGCGGCGCACAAUUGGCCCAGCGUCGUCCAGGGUAGGGGAGGGAAUGGCCGGCAGGGAUGUAGCUCAGUUGAUAGAGCAUGGCGUUUGCAACGCCAGGGUUGUGGGUUCGCUUCCCACGGGGGGCCAGUAUAAAAAAUAUAUAUAUGUAUUCACUAACUGUAAGUCGCUCUGGAUAAGAGCGUCUGCUAAAUGACGUAAAUGUAAAUGUAAAUAUAUAUAUAUAUAUAUAUAUAUAUAUAUAUAUAUAUAUAUGGAAUCAUGUAGGAAUCAAAAAAGUGUUAAACAAAUCAAAAUAUAUUUUAUAUUUGAGAUUCUUCAAAGUAGCCACCCUUUGCCUUGAUGACAGCUUUGCACUCUCUUGGCAUUCUCUCAACCAGCUUCAUGAGGUAGUCACCUGUAAUGCAUUUCAAUUAACAGGUGUGCCUUCUUAAAAGUUAAUUUGUGGAAUUUCUUUCCUUAGUGUGUUUGAGCCAAUCAGUUGUGUUGUGACAAGGUAGGGUUGGUAUACAGAAGAUAGCCCUAUUUGGUAAAAGACCAAGUCAAUAUUAUGGCAAGAACAGCUCAAAAAAGCAAAGAGAAAUGACAGUCCAUCAUUACUUUAAGACAUGAAGGUCAGUCAAUCCGGAAAAUGUCAAGAACUUUGGAAGUUUCUUCAAGUGCAGUCGCAAAAACCAUCGAGCUAUGAUGAAACUGGCUCUCAUGAGGACCGCCACAGGAAAGGAAGACCCAGAGUUACCUCUGCUGCAGAGCAUAAGUUCAUUAGAGUUACCAGCCUCAGAUAUCGGCAAUUAACUGCACCUCAGAUUGCAGCCCAAGUAAAUGCUUCACAGAGUUCAAGUAACAGACACAUCUCAACAUCAACUGUUCAGAGAAGACUGUGUGAAUCAGGCCUUCAUGGUCGAAUUGCUAAAAAGAAACCACUACUAAAGGACACCAAUAAUAAGAAGAGACUUGCUUGGGCCAAGAAACACGAGCAAUGGACAUUAGACAGGUGGAAAUCUGUCCUUUGGUCUGAUGAGUCCAGAUUUUUGGUUCCAACCGCUGUGUCUUUCUGAGACGCAGAGUAGGUGAACGGAUGAUCUCCCCAUGUGUGGUUCCCACCGUGAAGCAUGGAGGAGGAGGUGUUAUGGUGUGGGGGUGCUUUGCUGGUGACACUGUCAGUGAUUUAUUUAGAAUUCAAGGCACACAUAACCAGCAUGGCUAACACAGCAUUCUGCAGCGAUACGCCAUCCCAUCUGGUUUGGGCUUAGUGGGACUAUCAUUUGUUUUUCAACAGGACAAUGACCCAAAACACACCUCCAGGCUGUGUAAGGGCUAUUUCACCAAGAAGGAGAGUAAUGGAGUGCUGCAUCAGAUGACCUGGCCUCCAGAAUCACCUGACCUCAACCCAAUUGAGAUGGUUUGGGAUGAGUUGGACCGCAGAGUGAAGGAAAAGCAGCCAACAAGUGCUCAGCAUAUGUGGGAACUCCUUCAAGACGGUUGGAAAAGCAUUCCAGGUGACUACCUCAUGAAGCUGGUUGAGAGAAUGCCAAGAGCUGCCAAGAGCUGAAUGCCAAGAGAAUGCCAAGAGCUGUCAUCAAGGCAAAGGGUGGCUACUUUGAAGAAUCUAAAAGAUAAAAUAUAUUUUGAUUUGUUGAACACCUUUUUGGUUACUACAUGAUUCCAUAUGUGUUUUUUCAUAGUUUUGAUGUCUUCACUAUUAUUCUACAAUGUAGAAAAUAGUAAAAAUAAAGAAAAACCCUUGAAUGAGUAGGUGUGUCCAAACCUUUGACUGGUACUGUACAUACAUACAUGCAUGCAUGCAUACAUACAUACAUACAUACAUACAUACUGUAUGUGGACACCCCUUCAAAUUAAUGGAUUCGACUAUUUCAGCCACACCCGUUGCUGACAGACAAAUUGAGCACACAGCCAUGCAAUCUUGGAAGACAAACAUUGGCAGUAGGAUGGUCUUACUGAAGAGCUCAGAGACAGGAUUGUGUUGAGGCACAGAUCUGGGGAAGGGUACCAAAACAUUUCUGCAGUAUUGAAGGUCCCCAAGAACACAGUGGCCUGCAUCAUUCUUAAAUGGAAGAAGUUUGGAACCACCAAGACCCUUCCUAGAGCUGGCCAUCUGGCCAAACUGAGCAAUCGGGGGAGAAGGGCCUUGGUCAGGGAGGUGACCAAUAAUCCGAUGGUCACUCUUACAGAGCUCCAGUUCCUCUGUGGAGAUGCGAGAACCUUCCAGAAGGACAACCAUCUCUGCAGCACUCCAUCAAUCAGGCUUUUAUGGUAGAGUGGCCAGACGGAAGCCACUCCUCAGUAAAAGGCACAUGACAGCCCGCUUGGAGUUUGCCAAAAGGCACCUAAAGGACUCUCAGACCAUGAGAAACUAGAUUCUCUGGUCUGAUGAAACCAAGAUUGAACUCUUUGGCCUGAAUCCCAAGCGUCACGUCUGGAGGAAACCUGGCACCAUCCCUACGGUGAAGCAUGGUGGUGGCAGCAUCAUGCUGUGGGGAUGUUUUUCAGCGGCAGGGACUGGGAGACUAGUCAGGAGCGAGAGAAAGAUUAACGGAGCAAAGUACAGAGAGAUCCUUGAUGAAAACCUUUUCCAGAACACUCAGGACCUCAGACUGCGGUGAAGGUUCACCUUCCAACAGGACAACGACUCUAAGCACACAGCCAAGACAACGCGGGAGUGGCUUUGGGACAAGUCUCUGAAUGUCCUUGAGUGGCCCAACCAGAGCCCGGACUUGAACCCGAUCCAACAUAUCUGGAGAGACCUGAAACUAGCUGUGCAGCGACGUUCCCCAUCCAACCUGACAGAGCUUGAGAGGAUCUGCAGAGAAGAAUGGGAGAAACUCCCCAAAUACAGGUGUGCCAAGCUUGUAGCAUCAUACCCAAGAAGACUCAAGGCUGUAAUCGCUGCCAAAGGGGCUUCAACAAAGUACUGAGUAAAGUGUCUGAAUACGUAUGUAAAUGUGAUAUUUCAGUUUUUUAAUUCUAAAAACUGUUUUUUGCUUUGUCAUUAUGGAGUAUUGUGUGUAGAUAGAUUGAUGAGAGAAAAAUAAACAAUUUCAUACAUUUUAGAAUAAGGCUGUAACGUAACAAAUGCACUGUACAUACACACACAUAUACAUUAUUGCAUCUUUAGCUUGAAUGGGGUUUGGGAAAGACCCUGCCCCUUAAACCCAUAUUUGGGAAUUGCUGGUGUGUGUUGCAGGUCAGCCAUCCCAUCCCUCCUAUCACCACUCUGUACUCUGUCUUCUGUUCUCUACUCUGCCUACCAAGCAGAUGGCUUUGUUUUCUCUUCCAGAACCCAGACCUAUAAACGGGACUUACUUAUACACUAGCCUACCUGGGAGAUUAUUUUUCCCCCUUAGAAAUAAUGUACUGAACCAUUUAUCCGGUGUUGCCAGGACAACCCGGGAGAACGCUGGGUACUUUUAGCGAUUGUGUAUUCCAGACAGACGGUGAGGAAGGGCCAUGCUGAGUGCUAAAAUGUGCACCUCGUCCCUCCCUCCUGCUCUCAAGCCUUUGUAAAUCACUAGGGUGUGUGCGCGUAUGUGUACCUGUGUGUGAGCUCCUGCGUGUUUGUGCAUGUGUGUUUGUGUGUACCAGUGUCCGUGGGUGUGUGCGUGCACUUGUUUUAGUAUGUUGUGCAGUCUGUCAUAAGAGUUGACAGUCAAUUGUUCAAAAAAUGAGAGUUGAUGAAUUGGACAGAUAACGACCAAUGUAAUGUGGACAAGCAGGGCAUUAGGUAGCCUGGCAGACAAUGCUCCUGUGUCUGGGUGUCUUCCAUCACCUCCAAGGCUGUCUGUGUGAACUCACAGGCCCUGGUUUACCAAGGUCCUAGUUAAUGAGAUCCAGCAUCAGAUGUUGGAAACAGUAUUCAUGUUGGAAACAGUAUUCAGGUUCUAUAACUCUGGGCCAAGCCAGCUGUCAGAGAAAGUAUCAGACUACUCAGUUAACGGCCAAUAAUGUUCAUUACUACAGUGUGUGGAGAGACUAAGAGAGCAGACAUUGUCGACCGUGUUGAAACCGUUACAAAGUUGUUGGUUUUUCCAUAAACGUAUGUGUUUUUGCUGGAAACGAAAUGUCAUGUUUUAGGACAGUCUGCAGAAUGUGUUUGGUGUACUGUUGUGGGCACUAAAAAGCUAGUUUUCUAAAACCCUGUACCGUGGCUGGACUUAAUAUUUUAGUGCCUGCAACGUUCUACAAGAAGCUUCUUAUCAGUUUGUCAGAAGUUGCAGUAAACGGGGCAUCCUGAUCCAAUACAGUCUCACCUUCCCCUCUACCAGUGCUGUGAUCUGGGCUACCACGCCAGCCUGAACCGUGCCCUGCGGACCUACCUAUCGGCUGAGUACAACCUGGAGACUAGUCGCCAUGAGGGCCUAGACAUCAUCGAGAACGCCGUGGACAGCCUGGACCCCCGCAGCGACCGCCAGCGCUUCAUGGAGUUGUACCCCACAGCCUUCUGCCCGCCCAUCAAGUUCCAGUUCCAGUCCCACAUGGGCGAUGAGGUGAGACAUUGAGAGACCCACAGGCUUGUUGUUCUUUGUGUCCAUUUGUCCAUCCAUCUAUCCACUCAUUCAUUCAUUAAUCCAUUACUGUAGUGAAAGCUAGUGCUGUUUGUCCUAAUGGUCGAGGAGACCUCAGUUUGUUUAACAGAACCGAUAUGUUCAGUCCUAUAUGCUGUUCAGGGUGGAUGUAAAUGAGAGGUUGAUUAAAAGGUCUUGUACUAAAUGAGCCCUGGCUUUGGCAGCUUAAUUGCACCGUUUUACUGUGUCUGGGCCGGCAGAGCAGAUUUUUAUAGGCCGAAGCCAAUGACAAGCACGUCUCAUUUCUCAGCUUCAAGUCGAGGAGCAGCGCAACACGCUGAAUCAAUUUUACUGUGGAGUCGUUGGCUUUGGGGUCCCUGAUAUCAUGUCUGUUUACAAGCUAUUGGUCUGUGGCUGUCUGGAUUCAAAUCUGGGUCAGUGACCUUUUGUGGUGUAGUUUAAACCAAAUUUCUGAUGUCUUUGCCAUUUUAGGAUAAGAUUAAGUAAGCCCUCUGUCAGACGGUGGUGAUGAAGUGACUUUCUGUUUAGUGAUGAUUUGUUUCCUCUUCCUGUCCAGGUGUGCCAGAUUGCGAUGCAGCCGCCAGUGAGCGGAGAGCUGAUGUUGAGGUUCCAGCAGCUACAGUCCCGCCUGGCCACUCUGAACAUCGAGAACGAGGAGGUAAGAGGGAGCAUAACUCUGCCAUACCUUGGCCGUAUUCAGUAGGGUAUGCAACAGAAAAAGUAUUGCAAUGAAAAACACAAAUGAGUGUUUCUUAUUGGACCAGCUAGUCUUUAAGUCCAAGUUGUCCCUCCCUGUUUCAGUCAGUUUUUUCCAUUUGGAGCCUAAUGAACACAACCCUGACUCGCUUAGGCAGGGAACCACGCCAACCAACAUCCUCUGCUUGCAUUUGGGUCCAUUGUGGUCGCAUGUUGGGAAGGGUUGGAAAUGCUGUAUGAAAAGUUCACUUCAGUCAGAAGGUAGCCAAGGAGAGUUGACGGCUUAAAUCUAUCAGAAAUCGAAGUUGCAAUAGUUUCCAUACAACAAAACUCUCUCCUACGCUGCAGGCAGCCUUCAGAACCACACAGAGAAGUCUUCUCCCUCGCUCCCAAUGUUGGAAUAAAUAAAUCUGUCUUUCUCACACACACACACACACACACACACACACAGUCUCUUUUAUUUGUACACUCUGUCCCACUUCUCUCAGUUUCGACAUUGGAGGUGCAUCCCUGGCUGUAACAUUUUAAUCGGACUCGGGCUGGCUGGCUGACAUGCCUGAGUGAUUGCUAAAUAAAAAGCCAAUGGGAAGGAAAUUACUGUCUGCUGCUGUGGUGUUAGGGAGUGCAGUCACGUCCAUCAGUCUGGCUUCUUGUCUCUUGUUGUCUCACGUCUGACCUGCUUCUUCUAUCUCCACUCACAUCAGCGCACACAGCCUUCUCUCUUUUAUAUCACAAAGAAAGAAUGACUUGGGAAAGAAUGCUUGUAAAUGUGAAGAACGAUUUCAGACCGGCUUGAUUAUACAACUAAAGAAAAUGUAUAGGUACAGUGAGGGAAAAAAGUAUUUGAUCCCCUGCUGAUUUUGUACGUUUGCCCACUGACAAAGACAUGAUCAGUCUAUAAUUUUAAUGGUAGGUUUAUUUGAACAGUGAUAGACAGAAUAACAACAAAAAAAUCCAGAAAACGCAUGUCAUAAAUGUUAUAAAUUGAUUUGCAUUUUAAUGAGGGAAAUAAAUAUUUGACCCCUCUGCAAAACAUGACUUAGUACUUGGUGGCAAAACCCUUGUUGGCAUUCACAGAGGUCAGACGUUUCUUGUAGUUGGCCACCAGGUUUGCACACAUCUCAGGAGGGAUUUUGUUCCACUCCUCUUUGCAGAUCUUCUCCAAGUCAUUAAGGUUUCAAGGCUGACGUUUGGCAACUCUAACCUUCAGCUCCCUCCACAGAUUUUCUAUGGGAUUAAGGUCUGGAGACUGGCUAGGCCACUCCAGGACCUUAAUGUGCUUCUUCUUGAGCCACUCCUUUGUUGCCUUGGCCGUGUGUUUUGGGUCAUUAUCAUGCUGGAAUACCCAUCCACGACCCAUUUUCAAUGCCCUGGCUGAGGGAAUGAGGUUCUCACCCAAGAUUUGACGGUACAUGGCCCCGUCCAUCGUCCCUUUGAUGCAGUGAAGUUGUCCUGUCCCCUUAGCAGAAAAACACCCCUAAAGCAUAAUGUUUCCACCUCCAUGUUUGAUGGUGGGGAUGGUGUUCUUGGGGUCAUAGGCAGCAUUCUUCCUCCUCCAAACACGGCGAGUUGAGUUGAUGCCAAAGAGCUCGAUUUUGGUCUCAUCUGACCACAACACUUUCACCCAGUUCUCCUCUGAAUCAUUCAGAUGGUGCUUUCUUGAGCAGGGGGACCUUGCGGGCGCUGCAGGAUUUCAGUCCUUCACGGCGUAGUGUGUUACCAAUUGUUUUCUUGGUGACUAUGGUCCCAGCUGCCUUUAAAUCAUUGACAAGAUCCUCCCGUGUAGUUCUGGACUAAUUCCUCACCGUUCUCAUGAUCAUUGCAACUCCACGAGGUGAGAUCUUGCAUGGAGCCCCAGGCCGAGGGAGAUUGACAGGUCUUUUGUGUUUCUUCCAUUUGCGAAUAAUCGCACCAACUGUUGUCACCUUCUCACUAAGCUGCUUGGCGAUGGUCUUGUAGCCCAUUCCAGCCUUGUGUAGGUCUACAAUCUUGUUCCUGACAUCCUUGGAGAGCUCUUUGGUCUUGGCCAUGGUGGAGAGUUUGGAAUCUGAUUGAUCGCUUCUGUGGACAGGUGUCUUUUAUACAGAUAACAAGCUGAGAUUAGGAGCACUCCCUUUAAGAGUGUGCUCCUAAUCUCAGCUCGUUACCUGUAUAAAAGACACCUGGGAGCCAGAAAUCUUUCUGAUUCCCUAAUUCAAAUGCAAAUCAAUUUAUAAAAUGUUUUACAUGCGUUUUUCUGGAUAUUUUUGUUGUUAUUCUGUCUCUCACUGUUCAAAUAAACCUACCAUUAAAAUUAUAGACUGAUAAUUUCUUUGUCAGUGGGCAAACGUACAAAAUCAGCAGGGGAUCAAAUACUUUUUUCCCUCACUGUAUGUGUUUUUGUCAGAUGUUGCAUAGUAUGUCUGCAAGAUCUCCGUAUCUUUUUUACUUCUUCAUUGUAGAGUCUAGUCCUCUACUGUAUGUUUGUGGUUUGAGUGGUGUGUUUCAGAGUGGGCUACAAGGCUCAGGCUAUCCCACUGGGUGUGCAAUGUAUUUCUGUAUAGGAGUUGUUGUUGACACCUAAGCCCAGCUGGUGCUUUCACACUGCAUGUAUGUAGUCAGUGCAGGCAGGACCCAUCUGGGUGGAGGUUCGUGAAAAGCCAUGGUGCUGCAUGCCCUUGUCUGCUUGGUUGAAACGGAUGCUCCACACAUGGAUCAGGACGGGGAACCACUGCUCCGUGUCAAGUCCAGCAGAUGGCCUCUUCCUGGUGUCUCAUUGAAAAGGCCUUUCCAGGGGAUGUCAUUUAAAGACGCUGAAGCAGAACUGUACACACACGUUACUAGCUGUCAAAUCCUUGCUUCCUCCGUCCUUGUUUCCUCAAUUCCUCUCCAAGCUCAUUCGAAGAGGUCUGAGGGAGGGUCUUGGAUCCUCUCCUCCAAUGCGGUUUGAGAGGAAUUGAGGAAAAGAGGACAGCGGAGGCAAGGAUUUGACGGACCAAGAUCUACUCCAGCCAGGAAAAGUGAAAAGCUGGGUUUUGUUGUGUUUUUCUCUGGUAUCAUGAUCUGCAGCGGUUUCCUUGACUGCACGAGAGGAUGAAGGAAAACAUGGAUGAAUAAUUGAUUGGCAUGAGAGUAGGAAGUCUCUGAAAGCUACUCACCAUAGGAUGGCCCCCUGGUCUGAUUUGCGUGCCCCUCUAAAGAUGUCUGGAUGUACAGUAUAUAUGCAGAUAUAUCUGCAGAAAUUAUGGAGUAUGUUCUGCUGUGUUGGUUAAACCUCUACUUCUGAGGACAGCGUUGUGUUCAUUACAAUUCCUUUGCCAUUCCACGUGGGUAUUUCUCAGAGCUAGCUAAUAAUCUAGUGAUUUAAAUUUAAAUUCCCUUUGCUUUAGACGGAUACAGACAGCGUCUCUAUCUCUCGCUAGAUGUGUACCGAACUUAAUGAAUAUUCUCCAGGCGUUUUGCACUAAACCCCGACAAUCCAAUACGGUCUCCUUUGUAGGGAGCCGGUGUUUUGUUUUUCUACAGAUAAACCUCAGGGUGUCACAUCAAAGCCUGGGAGAUGUGUGCUCAGUGUUAGCUCAGUGUUGGCCUGCCGCAGCCCUGACUCAAUGAUCCGGAGAUUAGCCUGCUACUCACCACAGGCCCUGAGGAAUAGAAAUCCUGCUAUUUAUACUGGAGGCGACGUGCUAGUUGCGAAGUCGCUUGUCAGGCUGCCCAUGAAAUCAGAAACCCCCAGAGUUCAGAAGGCAAGUACACCAUGAGGAUGCAGACCCUAAAUGCCAAAUAUCAAGAAGGUCUGUAUUUCUAGAAUCAAGGUAAUCAGAAAUGUCUAUAUUCCAUUAGGAACAAGCGUCUUACUCCUUCUGGCCUCGUAGUCUCAGGGAUUACAUCCAGGCCUCCUGGUCUGAUCCUGCUGGGCACCAAUGGGCAGAUCCCAGUGAGCGUCUCCAUCUAAAAGCCCUGCUGUAAUUGAGCCUAGCAGAACACUGGUAACUAGAAGUCUGCUGAAUGAUGGAGUGACUUUCAUGCAUGGGUCCUAUCCAUACUGUGAUAGCUGGGCCCCUUGGCCUCCACUGUCCCACCCGGGAGAGGCUGGUAGAGCGGGGGCUCGCCUCUUAUUCAGGGGCUUGUUAGGAAAGGUACUCCUAUGCCCAGGGCACAGAGAUGAUUGAACCCAUGGGCUGGUCCUAAAUAGUACAACUCUGGACUCAUAUUCAGUACGCGUAUUCACAAAGCGUCUAGGAAGACCCAGGUCUUUUGAUCCUAUCAAAGCAGAAUGUUGGAAAAGGAAGUAUUUUGAGCACCCUCAUUCCUCGGUAUUAUCACUCUUCAUCUGAAACUAUAAAUAACUAUCAAAUAACCCAGUUCCCUUAGUAAUUGAAAGUAGAACUACAAUAACUAUGUCAUCAUCAGACGUCCUUAAUCACCACACUAUAGAUCAAACUUCUCAAACUGUCAGGUAGACUUUUUUUUAUUUGAAUCUUCUCUUAUUAGAAGUUGAAUUGCCUGCCAGUCCUUCAUUUCCUCUCGUAGACUGUCAUUAUCCCUGUCCAGACCUGUAGUGUUGUUUCUGGUCUAUGCUCCACUUAGAGACGAAUGACAGUGUAACUACAGCCGCAUUGUGUGUGUGUGUGUGUGUGCGCACAGAAUCAGUCGUGUGAUCCUAACCGUUACAGCACGUAGAUGAAAGGGGAGUUGAAUGAAAGAGAGACUUGGGGUUAUUCAUUCAUACCACCCUGUUUUUCUAAGGUGCCUCAAACGUUGAAUGAGUCAUGGGUCAGACAAUUAGAAACAAGCUAUAAUACAUUCCUGUCUCUGUGUGUAUAGUAGCUAUGUGGAACCAAAGGAACACUCCCUUUGACUAUGGUAUGCCCGAGUCUGACUUUGAGAUUGAGAUGAAUUGACGUAGUCAAGCCCACCUUGAACUAUUUCUCAUUCAAGGGCUCACAGCUCGACCUAGUUACUAUCUCUCCUGUCAGAAGAACGGCUUCUGACUUUGGUCACACUCCUUAACCUCCCUGUCAGAGUUCUGUGUUGUAUGCAGAGUGGCUCUCUCUCUCGCUCUCCUUCCUCUCUCGCUCUCCUUCCUCUCUCGCUCUCCUUCCUCUCUCGCUCUCCUUCCUCUCUCGCUCUCCUUUCUCUUUCCCCUCUCUCUCGCUCCUUUCUCUCACUCGAUCUCUCCUUCCUCUCGCUCGCUCUCUCCUUCAUCUCGCUCUCAUUCGCUCUGUCUCCUUCCUCUAUCUAUCCUUCCUCUUUCACCUUUCGCUCUCUCCCCCCUCUCCCCGUUCUCUUCUCUCUCACUUGCUCUCUCCUUCCUCAAGCUCUCUCCUUCCCCUCUCGAUAUCUCUCUCUCUCCUUCCCCUCUCUCUCUCUCUCCUUCCCCUCGAUCUCGCUCUCUCUCCUUCCCCUCGAUCUAGCUCUCUCCUCGCUCUUUCUCUCUCUCGCGUUCUCUCUCUCUGAACCACUCCAUCAGGUGAACACAUGCGCUCUGCCGUUGCGUGAGCCAUUGGCAUGCAAAAACAUCCUUUCCCUCCUGUCUAUCUACCUCCUAACUCUCUUCUAACUCUCUCUCUCAUCUCUCUCCUUCGCUCUGUCUCACCCAAAUGUAUCACAUCAGGGCAUCAGUUUAGGCCUCCUCAUGGAAUGGAAGUAUUAUCAGUGCCUAGAACUUCUCUCAAAUUGAGACGGGAGAUUUCUGAGGUGGGAAUUUUUGGGGGGCAAAUAAGAUGGAAAUCAUUAAAGCUUUACACAAUUAAUAUAUCAUAUCCCCUGGAAAUAAGUAUAUUUUUGACUUAGAGACUGUUACCGUCAGUAUCUAGUGGAGUCUUGCAUUGUGGUGUUGUCCCUCUGUUGUAAGUGAUGGGAUAUGCUUGGCCAAGCCUUGACAUUUAUAAGCUCCUGGAAAAGCACUUGGGCUGACGGCGAAGUGGCCACUAUGGAAAUGAGUUUUUAAAGCCUGAGACUGAGUACCAUUCCUCCCUACCUUCCUUCCACCUCUAUUCUUUCGGAGUGCAUGCAAAUUGAUUGCUCUGGUCUGGACUCAUGCUCAAGGACAGAUGCAUUUGUCAUGCUGAGUGUGAAAAGAAGGCUACAGAGGAUGUGGUCCUUUGUUUAUAGGCAUACAGCUAAAUCGAUGUAAUAAAUCAUGCAUAAUAUGUAUAAACUUACUGUACGAAAAGCCUCUCCAGCUGUCCUUGCAGCUCACUCAAGUAUCCGCCCCAGCCAUGCCUAGGAGUUUAGGGGUCAUUUGGUCAGUGGUCGUCACUGAGCACUGCUCUUUCAAGCCAGAUGUGGAAACUUGAGUGAGUUUAUGAGUAUUUGAGGGAAACAAAUUUUACAUUUUAGUCAUUUAGCAGACGCUCUUAUCCAGAGCGACUUAGUUAGUUAGUGCAUACAUUUUUCAUACUGGCCCCCCGUGGGAAUCGAACCCACAACCCUGGUAUUGCAAGCGCCAUGCUCUACCAACUGAGCUACAGGAGGCUUAAAGUGUAAUGUGUUUGAAUGUGUUUACACCUGUGGCACUGUAAACCUAUCCUAAAGCUCCGGUCCUCUUUGUGUGCUCUCCAGAUCAAGAAGACGUCGGAGGCCACCCUGACCACCAUCCAGGACAUGGUGACCAUCGAGGACUACGACGUCUCCGAGUGUUUCCACCACAGCCGCUCCACCGAGUCGGUGAAGUCCACCGUGUCGGAGACCUACCUCAGCAAGCCCAGCAUCGCCAAACGGAGGGCCAACCAGCAGGAGACGGAGCAGUUCUACUUCAUGGUGAGUGGAGCGCCCCCUAUUGGUAACCUCUGGGUUAUGACUGUAGAGAACUGGGCAGGGUCAUAUUCAUGUGCAUAGUAGCAAAACGUAGCAAAAUGUUUUGCAAUGGAAAGCGAAAACGAUAGUUUCUUAUUGGACACGUUCAGUAAGUUCUGCUGACUUUAAAUUCAGACUGACAGUCACUAUGGAAACUGCUGUUGAUAGAUGGCUAGGAAAUUAAUACAUUGGAUUUUGACUACUUUGGAUGGUUGUGAUCCAUGGUCUUAUACUGUAUUUGUGGUAGUAGUUGUAAUGUAUCUGAGGAAUGUGAACAGAAGCUGUGCUUGUAUUUCUAGUGUUUUGUUAGAGCUUUAAAAUGCUGCAUAUCAUAUGUAUUCCCUCUCUUGGCAUUUUAACUCUCAGAAACAAAGCUCUCCAAAAUAUCUCUUCUUUAGCGAGCGGCUAGGCUAUUUUCUGUUUUUCUGUCCUCCUGGCUGUCUAAAGAUGGUGCGAUAAAGCUUUAAAAAGACUCCCGUUGGCAUUCUGUCCUUUGCCCUUGGCUGCCUUAUCAGAGAUUGGUGUCUUAAGGGCAGGCAACGCUUACUUGGCUCAUCAGCCCUAGUAAUCACUCUGAAUUCUCCACAGAAAUUCCGGGAGUUUCUGGAGGGCAGCAAUCUCAUCUCCAAACUGCAGGCCAAGCACGACCUGCUGAAGAGGACUCUGGGAGAAGGUAAGGGAUCAGAGACCCACAUUGACCUGGCUUACUUCCUGUCUGGCUGUCCCGCCUGUCUGUCUGUUGGUUAGUUAGUCUGUCUGUCUGUGUCUGUCUAACCUCUCUGUCUGUAUGUCCCCUCUGUCCGUUUGGCUGAGUUGUGAACUAAGCAGGUUUCCAUAUGUAUGAAAUGAUACACUGAACGUCUCAGCUAUUGUCUGUGUCCAGUGGGCUGGGGUUUGUAAAGGAACUCCUGAAUAAAUGAAAGGGAAAGAUUGCAUGCAGAUUCUAAACGAAAAGCAGUGCUUUAGAACUCAGCUAAUUAGAAACAGUUAAAAACAUAUUCGGUUGAUUCUAAAAUUGUCCACUUCAAUCUCCCCUCGAUGCGGUAAAAUGUCCAUUGUGCUACUUUCUCCAUCAGGCCUCACAACCGAGAUGCUAACCUCAGCAUUAGCGAGCGAAGUCAGAGCUAAAGGGAUUGUGCUGUUGUAUUAUCCCUCUUAGUGAUUGAUUAGUGGUUAGCUUAAUGCUGCGUUAGCGCGGUAUGACUAUUAUGACUGGGGUCCCUGUGUUCUACAUUGGUGGGAUCUCCUCAAGGCCUUUGACUAAGAACUGUCAACACUGAGCUGCUGCUGAAUGCUAGCUAACAAUGCAGGCAGCAAGCUCUCAGGGUGGUAUAAAUCCGUCAGUCUCAGUCAAUCUGUUGGCUGUACAGGGAGUUGAGGAAGAGAACGGGGACUUCGAUUAUAAUGAGCCAUGGACUCCUGCCUUCUACAAAGCUUUCAAUCACGUGGGUGUCAGUGUUCAAGUAGGUCUAGGUAAAGCUAGCCCCACCCUGGUGUUACUCUCACAGGUUUCAGUUGAAACCACUCCUCUUGUUAGGAGCAAUUUGAGGGAUUUUGAGUUUCUUGACUUGUGAAACAUGCGUUUUUGCAUGUGAAGGUAAAAUUGCAAGUGAAGGUUGUGAGUGUGCGCUUAGACAGGUGUUUUUUGUCUUUUUUACUGCAGUUAAAGUAUAAGUGUGUGUUACUGUGUGUGAGUCAUUGUGUCAUUGUGUGUGUCACUAUGAGGACAGUGGUUGUGGGCAGAUGGCAGGGCUGCAUAUGCUUUACUGAGCGUGUGCACAAUGCUCUGCAGGGUCCUCUGGGACAGGUCCCAUGUCUCAUCUCACCUCCUCUCUCUCUCUCCUCUCUCUCCUCUCUUCUCUCUCCUCUCCUCUCUCCCUUCCUCCCCUCGGUCUCCACAGGUCACCAAGGGGACUAUAUGACCACAAGGUAAGACACUACCACUCUCUCUCUCCCUCACACACAAACCUCUUUUAGGUAUUAAUAAGACCCUUUCUGUCUAUUUAGCUGUCUCUAUUCAGUUCUUUGAAAACCUAUCCCCAUAAGUAAAAGUCAGUGUACUCUAUUUAGCGAACGCCAUUUCUCUUUAUCCUCCUACAGUCAAAUUACCAACAACAUCUAGACACAUUUUUGUCUCAUUGUAAAUAGAUAUUGCCACUGGUUUGUAAAGAAAAUAAAAGUUUCCCUUUUCACUGUGUGCACAGUAGAUAACCCCCUACUGUACUUUAGCUAUUAUCAAACUCCUGACCCUGGAGAGGGAGAGACCAGAUGUUACUGCUCUAGACUCCCCAGGGUUUGAAUUUGCCAUAUGCCCAGCAUGGUAUGGCUUGGUAAUAUUCUCCCUUUCAAAGAGCACCAACACACUCACACUCACACUCUCUCGCCCUCUCUCUCUCUCGCCCUCUCUCUCUCGCCCACAGAGAUCUGGCUGCAUCACUCAGGGUUGCAGAAUGGUUCUGAAUUUUCUCUGACAGGGAGAGAAAGAGGGAGAAAUACUGUUCUUUGCAUGCAAAUGCACUGUGUGUUAGUAUUAAGAUCAAAGGCUCUUGGAAGGAAAUAUUUAAGGUUGAGGGUGAUUCUAUGAAAAUUCUCAACUUCUUUUGAAACACAGUCUGAUAUAUUGAUUGUUUUGACACUUUUUUUCUCUUGCCUAUUCCAGUAAAAAUGUGUUUUAAUGUAACCAUGAGAAUGACAGUAGAGUUAAUGUCAGUAUGAGUAGGGGAGCAACGGGGGGAGGUGACAAGGGGGACAACCCCGCUGGUAUCUGUCCUGAGAUUGCUGAACUCAUGAGACGACCACCCCCCGGUCCUACAUGCCACAGACACGCAUACACACACCCUCUCCCACCGGGACGUUGUGAGGUGGAUGCUGCCGAACAGCGCCCUCUCACACUCCUCCCAGCAGGCCUGGUAUUUUCAUGACCUUAGAAUUUCCACCCAACUUCAAUCUCUAGGAAAUGGUGACAGACUAGUGUGGAUAUCAAACCCUCCAUCUCUAAUUCUCUCUCUAGGAGAUGGUGACAGGCUAGUGGGGAUAUCAGGAUCUGGGCCCAGCAUCAUCUCACAACUAACACUCAAACUCACAGGACAGGCUUAGCUGUCCCUGGGUGACCACGUACACAACUCCACAACACAAUAAGUCACUUUUGUGUCAUAGUUUAGGAUUGUUCACAUUUGCAUGCAUAGUUUGUCUGAACUCUCAGAUGUCAGAUUUUUGUACUUCGGACAUUGGUGAGUUCAUGGUGGGAGAUUUCUCUAACGCAGUCUCCAUUUUCCAGGCCUCCCAAUGUGCCGCCCAAACCUCAUGGUGGCACAAAUAGGAGGGCUAGGCCCCGCUCGGUCUUUAACGUUAAGUUGUUUAAUGGCAAUCUGGAGUCCUUUGUCAAGGUACUGGUCAAGCCUGGCCUCGGACUGCUACCGACCGUCUCUCCGACCGUUUCCAUAAUAAUGACCAUAACUCAACCACUCACACUUCGUCUUUUUCCUGGGGUCUGAUCAUUAUGCUGACCACACCAGUCAGUGAUUCUAUCUUUUCGGUUCUCUCUGUAGUCUCAAACGCUGGGAAAGCACCAGGGUGGCAUUGCUACUGACAGGGUGCAUCCAGGGGAGGAGGUAUGAUGGAAGGAAGAUGUUUGUCUCCUCCAUCUUUCCCCCGAGUCACUGCUGUCAACUAGGGCAUUGGUAUUCCUCCCUAUUUCUCUCUCUCUCUCUCUCUCUCCCUCUCCCUCUCUCUCUCCCUCUCCCUCUCCCUCUCCCUCUCUCUCUCUCUCUCUCUCUCUCUCCUCUCUCAAGAAAAAUUCUCUCUCUCUCUCUCUCUCUCUCUCUCUCUCUCUCUCUCUCUUCUCUCUCUCUCUCUCUCUCUCUCUCUCUCUCUCUCUCUCUCUCUCUCUCUCUCUCUCUCUCUUCUCUCUCUCUCUCAUCUGGCUGGUAUGAAAGCAGCCAUUGUCAGCAGGAUAUAUGUGACAGCCAGGGGACGGUGGCCAGAGCGAUAAGGAAUCCACGACCUCCCCACAAUGCCCUGCUGCUUCCCCUGCGUUUGAUGCCAGCUCUGUUCUCAGUGUGUGGGGGGGUGAGGGCCUGUGAGGGCCGGGCUAGGCUGUGGUACUCUAUCUGGCUGCUGUGGUGAUUUUAAUCUGGGUUUCUCUCUCUCUCUCUCUCUCUCUCUUUCUCUCUUUCUCUCUCUCUCAUUCUCUCUCUCUCCCCUUCUACGCUUCCUUGUAGCCGCGGACGACGGAACUCGCACGCCAGACACCAGGUAGAGUGGAGUAGAGAGGGACGUGUCCCUACUGCUACCUGUCUGUCUAUUAGGGCCGGGGCGAUAACAGUAUCGCAAUACUCGUUAUUAUUGUGGCAAGAAAACAAAACACGAAGCGGGUUUAACUUCUUUAGGAAGACCGCCCUGAUGUUGGAAACAAACAUCAUUAUGUUGUCAUCCAGAGUCACAUUUAAUUACUUUCCAAGCUAUAGCAUACAAUAUUUUACAUACAGCAGGUUUUUAAAGGAACAAAGAGUUUGGUCUGCUUUGUGUUUUCAUUUUGCCAUGGAAAAAAUAUUGCGAUACUGGUAUCGUCACAGUCCUACUGUCUAUGCUGACUUCCUAUCUCUGUCUUUCUGUCUCUUUUUCUGCCCCUAACAUCACCUCCACUUCCUGACUGUGAUAAACUUUGACCUAUGUUUGUUGAUGUGCAAUACUAACUCCCUGGAGAUUUGCCCUGACAGACUGAUAUCGUUAUUCAUAUAUUCCUGUGUCCAGGGUUGCAACUGGAUUCUGAAGUACAACUUGACCUGUACCCUAUGAAUUGCAAAUGUACCCUAUACUUACAAUUUGGCUUUGUUUACAUUGUAAAAUUCUUAGAAUUCCCAACACUUAUUUCAGACCUUGCAACUUCUACAUUGACAGGUAUUGAAUUCCUCCCAACAUAGACUAUCUUGAUUAGUCCUCAGCUACAGAGCAUUGGUACCCGGUGGUUCCUGGAAUCCCAGCAUGGUUGAUGUAUUUAGGGCCAUGUGUCUAUUCCCUCUGGGUGAAAACUGAUCCACAACAUUAUUAGAAGCAUGUAGGAGUUCUCUGCCCAAGCAGGGAGCUAGCAGCUGGUACUUUUGCCAAGUGUACUCUGGAGUGCAGCUCUUGUUACCCUUCUACUGAGGGAGGAAUGUGUCCUCUUUAAAGGGACAGCUCCUCUCUCACUCUCCUCUCCUCUCUCUCGCUCACUCGCCACUCCAUAUGAAGUGUGUGGUAGUGGCUCUGUUACGUAACCUCACAUCUCUUAUCAGUGUCCCAAGUGUGCUCUCAAGUGUUGACGUAACACAAUAACACGAUAAGGAUGCAAUUUUUAGUACCACUGGAGCCCCAUUGAGUUGUAUUGGCUAAGAGAAACCCUUUGCACGGGCUUCUCAGUGUGGUCAAUGAGUCACUACUGUAGAUUUAGUGAUCUAUAAAAAUUAUUGAGGCAUUGUGAGAGACUGGGCAGGGCAUGAAUGGUUCUGCAGCUGCAAAACUUUAGUCUGUCUCGGUAAACCUUCAGCAUGAUCAUUGGUAACACUUUACUGUAGUCCCUUUUAUGCCUAUGACAGAUGUUAUAAUGUCUUAUGUAGUUGUUAUUAUAAAGGCUUUAUGAAUGCAUACAUAAGGGUGGCUACAGUAAAAUGUCACCGGUCAUUUCUCCCUUCACCCAUUAAGUAUAAUAAUGGUGGGCAUGCAUGUAGAAAGAAAUAAGCAUGUAAAGACUAAAUAAUGUAAUGUAUUUGAGGUCAGAAUAAUCCAUCUGUUAAUAUAACAUGCCCUUCCUCUAAUUGUGAAGGACUCUGGACAAGCUAUUCCCCGUGUGGUCGAAAGCUGUAUUCGAUUCAUCAAUCUCUAUGGUGAGUUGGUAAUCCAUUAAUUACUUGUAUUUGUUUUGCAAUGCGACAGCAAUGGUUUUCUCUCAUUUUCACACCUCUUGCAGGCCAAUCAAUGGUAACAGUCCAAAAUGACUGUGGUGCUAAAUCUUCUCCUCUUAUUAAAAGCUCCUAAAUUGUGUGCAACCGUUUCAAUGUUUGACCCAUCCAAGUUUGGUCAAGGGUAACAUUGCUGCAAUUUCAGAGUGUUAAUUGUCUGGGUGUGUCCAUUCUUCCCGUGUCUGUGUUAGAAUCCGUUCCAUUUUAGUCACGGUCAUGGGAAAGACUAUGCAGAUGCCAUCUUGUUUACAGCAUCUGUCCAUGCAGCCAAUGGGAUGCAACACACACACUCCACACACACACUCCCUUCACACACACCAUCAAAUAGGUUAGUUAGACUAUCACUGUGAGACGCAUUAAUAAAACUCAAACAGAACACGUCGGCUUAAGCUUUUGAUGGCGUGACGCUAAUGACCUCUCACUGUAUUUUGCGGACACCGGCGACGUCUCUAGCGGGGAAGACCCUGACUAAUUAAGUUCCGAACUGACCUCUCUCCUUAGUAAAUGCUAAUCCUGACUGGAGGGCACUUUAGUAAGACUUGGUUGCGUUCUCUCUCCCUCAUUUAAUUAUCUUUAAUUGGAAAAGUGAAGGGCUAGAGGAAUGGGAUGUGGCCUUUUAGUUUGGAUUUAAACUGGCUUUUCUUUUUGCACUGGUGGUCUUUUAUAAUGGCUGCCUGUCACAAUGGACUAAACGUGUGUGUGUUCUCUCUUUCUCUCUCUGUCUCCCUUUCUGUCUAACCUCUCUCUUCCUCUUUCUCUCUCUGGUCUCUACUUCUCUCUCUCCCUCUCCCAUUCUUUGUUCACUGCAGGCCUUCAACAUCAAGGGAUAUUCCGUGUGUCCGGGUCUCAGAUGGAAAUCAAUGACAUCAAGAACUCAUUCGAGAGAGGUACUGUAGGAUGUUAUUAACAUGUUACUGUACAGUCAGCCCAAUACUUUUAUACUGUCCAGGAUUGCCACUUUAGUUAGUCAAAUUACACUUCACACAUUUGAUACCAUCAGUGGAUUGCAGCACAUAGGGACAAAACAAAAAGCAAAUGCAGGAAAUCAAUUAUAUAGUUAAUUUGAGCUGCAGAAUAUGACUUGGCUUAAUUGCCACUUAAUUUUCUGUUUUGAGAGAAUUAGUUGACACUGGAAAUAACUUAUGAAGCUAAUGAAAGAAGCAGAAACAUUGACAUUUAUAAUUUACACUGGUCAAAGGGCAUAACUUGUUUGUAAGAUUGAAACUUCCUUCUAGUCAGGGGAAAUGUAACGAUUGCCUGCAUACAACACCCUCACAUACACUUAUCGGUCUCCCAGGUAACGACCCAUUGACAGAUGAAGAGAACAACCACGAUAUCAACUCGGUGGCCGGGGUUCUCAAACUCUACUUCCGGGGCCUGGAGAAAUCCCUCUUGCCCAAGGAAAGAUUUAACGACCUACUGUCCUGCGUCAGUAAGUACCUCUGCUUGACAUUGUCUCUGGACCAGCACAGCUGGGGGUGCUACCUUAUAACAAGCACACACAUUAUUGGCAUAUCUGCAAAGUUGAACUUAGUGUCUUCAUAUUGAAUGGAAGUGUAUACAUUGUGCCAGUCAGAUGGAGCAGAUGCCCUCUAGGAGUCAUGAAAGUGGCAUUGACAGGACGUCUAGUAGAUAAAGUGAUGUCAUUAGUUAGACAGUGUUCACAUACCCUCUGCAGAUCAACUCUUAAUGUCCCACUUUGGGGAAAUCAUCACAAACAGCCUCAGGACCAGACAUCAUAUCUACUACUUACUCUUCUGUGGUGUGUUCAUCAGUAGCAUUGUGUUAUCCCGUCUUUGUGCCUGGAGGUGAAUAGUACCACUUUGUGUUGUUGUCUAUCUUCUCCACUGACUAGAGCAUUCAUGGGGUGAGCUAGGACACAAAGCUCACCAUACAGCCUGGUGUUGGGUGAUGAAAAGUAUAAACGCACAACUACAGUAGUGUUUACAUCAAACCAUACAGUGGCGAGUUCACUACAGACGGCCAUAUUGUUCUCUUACUGUAAAGGCAGUGUUACACUGUCUUCCAUAGUUUAGUCCGCUCUUUGUGGGACUCGCUCUGACCUUUAUAAGAUGUCAUGUGGGGGCUUUGUGGGGGGACUAGUGGAAUAGCCACUGUUGUUCAAGAACAAUGGACUGGCUAGUGUGGGUCACAUGUACUGUACACAACAUUUGCCGUAAUGCCUUUGGUGUGUGUGAGGGUGGGGGGGAUGGGGUAGGUGUGGGAGGGGUUCUGUGUGUGCACUGGCAUGUGGCCUAAGCGUGUGUGUGCGCUCGCCUUCGUGUUUGUUGUGAGAUAUGGCAUUGGUUUACAUUGUGCAGUCAGUGUGUGAGUGAUGGGGAUUCCCUGUUGUCUACAUUCUCUCAGGCUUGACAUACCAGCGCUUGGAGAGUGGGCCUCUUGCCCAGCCAACAGUCUCCAUAUUAAUAAAACCCUCCACUCCUUUCAGAAUGAGCCAGAUAUUUAGCACAGUAUCACCUUUACUUUAAAUGGCUGGCUCACUGGGCACUGGGUAAACACAUUUAUCAGAAGGUUGUCUAUGUUUUUGUUUUUGACAGUGCUGCAUUUGAACUUUAACUUGGUCUCUGUUGUACAAUUGCAAAUGCCUGUCUAGUCUGUCUACUGUCUUUCAAUUUGGGAUUUGCAACGAGUGGGGUGAUUGUGAGGGGGGGGGUAUGACUGUUCUUUAAAUAGCAUCCAUCUGAAGAGUUCAGGAACCAUGCAGAAGGAAACCUAGUUAGGUACUCAUGUAAGAUGAAUAACAUCACAAGUAUUCCCAAAAGCCCAACUCCCAGAUGGCCCAAACUCGUUUCACGGUGUCAGCACUAUUUCAGGCAGCCAUCGGUGUCGCCAAUGAAAAAAUUAAAUGGGCUGCUUUGGAACAGAGAUAGGCGGAUUCGAGUGAAACGGAUCAGUGCUCAACCCUUUGUAUGAUCGUUCUGAGAUGAGACUAAAGGGAUGUUUUGUGAGAUUGUUUGUCCUUGAUCAUUAUUGCAGUAGUGACAAAAAUGGAUUAAGAAAAAUAAAUAGUUUUUUUUCUCUCGCUGACAAGAGAGAAUAGAGAGACAGAGAUGUUAUUUUAUUUUAUUAGGAUCUCUUUUAGUCCUCAUUUGGACUAAUCUUCCAAGAGUCCUUAAACAUUAAAAUACAAUUUAUAAUACGAUCACAUUUUCACAUAUAGCACACUGUUACAAACAUACAUAAUACACUGACAUAUUGACCAGAUAAAUCAGUCUGAAAUUAUAGAUUGAUUCCUGCACAACCGUAGUCCUGCACAACCUUCAAAUGUAUUAUAUUUAAAUGGUUCUAAAGUAUUGUUUGAAUUUAUAUAUUGAAAGGUUUCUGGUUUCAAUUUCUUUAUUGCUCUCAAUCGAAUGGUUAUUUUGCCUAUUUCUCUUUUCUGUCUGGAUAACACACAGAUGGUGGACAAUCUAUUCCUAGUAUUUACUGUCUGGAUAACACAUAGAUGGUGGACAAUCUAUUCCUAGUAUUUACUGUCUGGAUAACACACAGAUGGUGGACAAUCUAUUCCUAGUAUUUACUGUCUGGAUAACACACAGAUGGUGGACAAUCUAUUCCUAGUAUUUACUGUCUGGAUAACACACAGAUGGUGGACAAUCUAUUCCUAGUAUUUACUGUCUGGAUAACACACAGAUGGUGGACAAUCUAUUCCUAGUAUUUACUGUCUGGAUAACACACAGAUGGUGGACAAUCUAUUCCUAGUAUUUACUGUCUGGAUAACACACAGAUGGUGGACAAUCUAUUCCUAGUAUUUACUGUCUGGAUAACACACAGAUGGUGGACAAUCUAUUCCUAGUAUUUACUGUCUGGAUAACACACAGAUGGUGGACAAUCUAUUCCUAGUAUUUACUGUCUGGAUAACACACAGAUGGUGGACAAUCUAUUCCUAGUAUUUACUGUCUGGAUAACACACAGAUGGUGGACAAUCUAUUCCUAGUAUUUACUGUCUGGAUAACACACAGAUGGUGGACAAUCUAUUCCUAGUAUUUACUGUCUGGAUAACACAUAGAUGGUGGACAAUCUAUUCCUAGUAUUUACUGUCUGGAUAACACACAGAUGGUGGACAAUCUAUUCCUAGUAUUUACUGUCUGGAUAACACACAGAUGGUGGACAAUCUAUUCCUAGUAUUUAUUGAAUGUCUGUCUCUUACCAACUGAAUACUGUUGUGAAUGGAGUUUGGCCGUUUUAAAUGGUGCACAUUGUGAAAUAAAAUAAGCAUGUUUUUUUCAAUUAUCUUGUUGAUUGAUGACCAACUAAGAGCAUUAUGCAUGACUACAACAGAAUAACCAUAUUUCCACCUUAAAACAAUCCUUGCUGCUUUGUUCAGUGCAAUAUGCAGCUUCUUAAUUUCACUUGCUGAUGCAUUUCCCCAGACCACAGAACAGUAGUUCACCUGACUCCCAAUUAAUGCUUGGGUUGUUUGCUUAAGAAUCUUUCCCGGUAAAUAUUUAGCUAUCCUUCUGAUCACGCAUGCAUUUUUUUUUUUUACAUAGAUGAGUUAUUUGAGACGACCAUGAUAAGCAGUUGUCUAGCUGCACCCCUAGUAGUUUGGUUUCUGCCACUUCCUCAAUUUGUACUCCAGUAUGAGGUCUGUACAUUUGUGUUUUAGUCCUUUAGCAGACACUCUUGUCCAGACACUUAUAAUAAUAUGCCAUUUAGCAGACGCUUUUAUCCAAAGCGACUUACAGUCAUGCGUGCAUACAUUUUUGUGUAUGGGCGGUCCCGGGGAUCGAACCCACUACCUUGGUGUUACAAGCGUCGUGCUCUACCAGCUGAGCUACAGAGGAGCACAAUCAGAGCUUUGUGCUCUGAGACACCUAAAGAAGACACACACACGCUCCCUCUCCCCUCUGAUAGAAGAGUGUAACUUUCUUUCGAUGUUUAGGACAGCAACAGAACUGGAAACAGCAGAACUUAUCACGGUGUGAUUUAUAACUGUGCAAUUGUACUCCAUGAUAUGUAUAACGGUUCUUCACUGGAAUUCUAAGAACAGUGCAAGCAUCCAUAGUGGUAUUGUGAGCAGCUUUGUGCUCUGAGACAACUUCAUCAGUGGUUAGUAUCUUUGUGAGGGCUCCAGAGACUUGUAACCUGGUUAAACCAUACUGAAUAUUGCGCUCGCCAUUGAGUGCAGCAUUGCGUCUGGUUCAACCAGGCUAUAGAAGUUGUGAGCUAUCCUAAUGGCCUCGGCCCUAAUAUGCUGCUGUGCUAUUUAUAGCUGCAGCCUGCACUGGGUAUCAAUGAGUGAGUGGUCACAUUCAGAUGGAUAACUGUCAUUAAAUAUGCAGCCCUGUAAAGUGGUGGGUCAGACCCAUUUUAGAGAAGAGCAUGGAUGACGCACUGACAGAAAUCACAGUGACAGGAGGACGUUCUCUGGAUGUGUUGGCUUCUUGGCUGAUCCGUUCGCGCGUGCGUGCGUGCGUGUGCGUGCGUGUGCGUGCGUGCGUGCGUGCGUGUGUGUGUGUGUGUGUGUGAGAGAACACGAACACACACACACACACACACACACCUCGGAUACAUGUAUUUUUAAUUGUGCAUACUGAUAAGAAAUAUACCUCAAGCUAAAAACAGUUCAACCGGACUAAAUCAUUUUUGUCUAAAUGACUCCGGUCUGUAUUACUAAGAUUUAUAUGAUGAGUAAUAUUGAAAGAUUGAAUACAACCCCUAGAGUAAUAACAUUUCUCUCUCUCUCUCUCCCUCCCAGGAAUAGAGAACCUGUAUGAGAGGUCCCUGUACAUCCGUAAGAUCCUCCUGACCGCCGUGCCCAGGUCCAUCCUCAUCGUGAUGCGCUACCUCUUCGCCUUUCUCAACCAGUAAGUCGUCAACAACCGGUCCAGGGUCAUAUUCAUUAGGCAUCAAACUGAAAAAAAUUGACUGAAAGGGGGAGGUACUACCUGGCAAAUUUUUGUUUCCUGUUGUGAAUCGUUUUCCAUUGCGUGCCCUAAUGAAUAAUAUGACCCAGGCUUGUUCACUGACUCUUUAUUGUCUGAUAUACCGUUUGUAAGUACAAAACACACAUUGACUGGCCUACUGUACUACUGUAUGGGGACAUGUUAAUCAAUCACCAAAUAGCCCUAAUAACUUGCACCUUUUAAGAUCAUUGUACAGUACACGUCUCCUGUUUGUUACUGUAUGUAGAGACAGGGAGAGAAAAUGAGCUAGCGUUAAAUUCAAUGUGUCCAGUGAUAACAGAUGACUGGAGAGAUUUACUGCUUAGUCAUUUACUCCACCUGAAAGGCACUCAUUGUUUUACUGCUUAGCUGAUAAAGAGAGGAGCAUAAUGCCGCUGUGUGAUCAGUUAGGUUAUUAAAAAGGUUUGAGAAUGUAUCACUACCCAGACAGUGAGAGGAUAGGCAGUCAAUUUGGUGCCUCGGCUGAAUGCAGCUGCAUGACACAGAACUAAUUCCUGUUUGUACACAAACAAAUUAAAACACUGUGUUUGAGAAGGGCCAAGUUUAUCCACUUUAUCUUGUUAGAGAUUAUACUAACUUAAUGUAAAGUCGAUUGUUGUGUGUAAACCCUUUAUCUCUCUGUCUCUCUCACCUCUCUCUGUCUAUCUCCCUCUCUUUCUCUCUCACUCUCACUCCCCCUCACUUUGCUCCCUCUCCCCCCUCUCCCCCUCAGCCUGUCCCAGUACAGCGACGAGAACAUGAUGGACCCCUAUAACCUGGCCAUCUGCUUCGGGCCCACCCUCAUGCCCACACCCAACAUCGAGGACCAGGUGUCGUGCCAGGCACACGUCAACGAGAUCAUCAAGACCAUCAUCAUCCACCACGAGACCAUCUUCCCCGACACCAAGGAGCUGGAUGGGCCUGUCUACGAGAAAUGCAUGGCCGGGGAAGACUACUGGUGAGCUGAACAUAUAAGUAGAAUUAAUAGAAAGGCAACUGGUGAGCUGAACGAUUGAGCUGAACGAUUGAGCAGGGUCUGUGAGAAGUGCAUGGCUGGCGGAGACUACUGGUGAGAUCAGGGUUCUCACCCUUAGACACUUUAUAAAGAAGAAUACAUUUGAAUCAACAUUUCAUUUCCAAACAGCAAUUAAUCUGACGUUUCAUGAUUUUCCUUCAUUGUAUCAAUAGAUGUGUUCAAUUCUCUAGCUUUCCCUGUCUGGAAUGGACUUUUCCCUGGUAUUCCAGAAGUUCCCUGACCUGUGGGAACCCUGUGAGAUUAUUGACUGAGCAGGGUUGCCCUUCUGUGGGGUCAGGGGUCAUUCAUUAGUGAAACUCUAUGCGGGCGACUUGCGAUGAUGUCAUUUUGACGAGCCUCACUGAGAUGUUGGCUGGGGAGCCAGUAGGGGGGUUUUUCUCAUUCCUGUCCUGUGAAUGUAUCAUAACUCAGGCUCGCAGCCAAAUACCCCUUCAUAUGGGACAUAAUUUUCCAUGCUGCAGGUAUGUGUGUCUCUGCACUGCAGUGGGGGCUGCAGCGGUCUCAAUACGUCGUUAGUAAGAGUUAAUGCAGGUAAUUAUGCUAAAUGAUUAAGGUGUCUGUGGUGAGACAAUAUGACAGGGUAGAGCUCUCUUUUCUGUGUCAGCUUUAGAUAUCUGCCUUGACGAAGUGAGACUGACUGAAUCGAUCACCAUAGUGACCCUCAUCAAGUUAGAAGAAAAGAGACAAGUCACUUGGCAAGGAAACGGCCAUUUUAACAUCCAAGUAAUGCAGCAUGUAGAAGUAUGUUAAAACAGAGCAGAGUAAAGUCCCUGGGCCAGCUAGCUCCACAGCUGUGAGGAGCUGAGCAGGGAGAGGUUAUGGUUCUCUUCCCCUGAAGAGCACUAGCCUGGUCCCAGAUCUGUUUGUGCUGUCUUGCCAACUCCUAAGCUUUAGAUAUUGGCCUAGAAAAGGUGACGGACCGAAGCGAUCACGAUUGGGAAGGAAACACUAAUUAUAACCUAAAGUGCAGCACAUAGAAGUACAUUAAAACAGACCAAAGUAAAGUUUGUCAAGAUGGCUCCACAGCUGUGAGGAGAGCCUAUCACUUCCUUCCUCUGAAGAGCACGUCUCUCUCUGUUCCUUGGCAGAGCGUAAGCCUUAGCUCCGCCAGAGAUAAUCACCCGUCACAGCCAUCAGGACGCCAUCCCUGACCGAGCCACAUCAAACCCAGGGAGAUUUGUUGUCGUCUCUCCAUCCCUCUUCCUCCCCCGGUGGGUGAGGCGAGGCGGGUGGCGGUGGUGUGUUACCCUGGGAAGCGGCACUAAGUGCCAGCCGGAGGUAAUCUGUGGAAGAUUUAAGGGGCAUUAAUGCCAGGGAUGUCUGAACAGAUAAACAGCACCCAGGCUGUGUCAUGGGAAUACUGAUGAACAGCACCCAGGCUGUGUCAUGGGAAUACUGAUGAACAGCACCCAGGCUGUGUCAUGGGAAUACUGAUGAACAGCACCCAGGCUGUGUCAUGGGAAUACUGAUAAACAGCACCCAGGCUGUGUCAUGGGAAUACUGAUAACAGCACCCAGGCUGUUCAUGGGAAUACUGAUGAAUGCCCCAUGGCUGUGUUCUGAAUACUGUGACUGCACCCAAGUGGCUGUGUCAUGGCAAUACGUCACAAGUGUCUGUUGAUGACAGACCCGUGUCUGAAUCUGAUGCAGCCCCCAGGCUGUGACCCAGGCUGUCAUGGGAAUACUGAUGAUGCCCUCUAUUUGGGCUUCUCAAUAGUGGGUGGCUGCCUCUCAAUGUGGCUGUAGGUGCAUCGCAAUAGUCUAAAGUCUGUGAGACAGACCUGUCUAUUAUGCAGGGCCUCGGACUCUGACUUGUUUACAUAGGACAACACGUAGCCAAUGUGAAUUGGUCCCUAAGCCCUUUAUGUAGGGCGGCAGGUAGCUUAGUGGUUAAAGCGUUGUGCCAGUAACCUAAAGGUCGCUGGUUCUAAUCCCCGAGCCGACUAGGUGAAAAAUCUGUCGAUGUGCCCUUGAGCAAGGCACUUAACCCUAAUUGCUCCUGUAAGUCGCUCUGGAUAAGAGCGUCUGCUAAAUGACUAAAAAUGUAAAUGUAGUGGCCACUUCCUGAUGUGUUUUGCUGCUACUGUUUUGGGCAAAAUGAGAACUGAGAUGAUGCGCACUUCCAUCCCAACUGCCACUGGUCAAUAUUCCAAAAUUGAAAACCCAUUCGCGAGCAUCUUGUGUCCUGCCGCAACCUGUUUUAUAACAUGAUUUGCUAUGAAACACAAAGCUGAUUUAGCUAACGUGGCCUGCCUGCUCAAAGUGCCUGCUAGUUACUACUAGUUAGCUUAAUUGACAAACACAGAGAUGGAACUUAGCUAGCUAGCUAGUAGUGAUUUUAGUUUGACAGCUUGCUGAUGAUGAGGUUGUUCUCAGAACAACCUCAUCAUCAGCGCAGCCAGCAAGCAGCUGACUUUAUACUGUCUGCAGUGCACUGACUUUUUCCAUGCACAUUUUUUUACUUAAAAGAUACUGCACCAAACAGCUUAGCUAGAUGUACAAUCGUGCAACUAAGACCUGCUCUGCAAAAACAUCAAAAUGAAUUACAGAUUUCUUGAUUUAUAUUUUGAGGAAGUGGUAGUUGCUACCGUGACUCGGGAGGGACAAACGACAGUGACUGCCAGGAUAAGAUAUGCGAACAUUAUACACCCACAUCGAACCACACCCCCAAGACCCAAAUCUUGUUUUUCUUAAUGAGCAGCAGAAAAACACAUGCGGAAUCGGUGCGUUCAGCCCCCCUUUAACAGCGGCCCUCCGGACCUCGGUGAAGACUGAAUGUGGCCUGUGGGGAAAAAUGUGUUUGACACCCCUGAUCUACACUAAAAGUCUUACAUACUACUUACUACCAGGUAUUUGCUUUCGCCAGUCCAGUUGUGUCACAUCAUUACCGAAGAAGGAAAGGAGGCAAAUGGGGGAAUCCACUUUAAACUAUUAAGAUACAGCCUGAGGCUGGAUGAAAUUGAGUAGGGGGUACAAUUGUAUCCAUGGUAGCCUGAACUCAACCUAUAACCUCUGACCCCUAACCCUGACCUCUGACUUUGUCUCUUCCCCCACAGUGAGAGUCCCUACAGCGAGCAUGGGGCCAUAGAGGAGGUGGACAAUGAGGGAGGCACUGAGACGCAUACCAGCGAGGACGGUGAGUACCCUUCAACCAGGCACCCUCAUAACCCUAUGAUGUAAUUACAUACCAGAUGUUAACGUCAUGGGAAAAGCAUACACUUUCUUUCCCCUGUGUCUGUGCUGUGGUCUAGUGAGGGUUAAAUCCAGACUUUCUCCAGUGGCGCAGUGGUCUAAGGCACUGCAUCGCAGUGCUAGCUGUGCCACUAGAGAUCCUGGUUCGAAUCCAGGCUACGUCGUAGCCGGCCGCGACCGGGAGACCCAUGGGGCGGCGCACAAUUGGCCCAGCGUCGUCCAGGGUAGGGGAGGGAAUGGCCGGCAGGGGAUGUUGGUAGAGCAUGGCGUUUGCAACGCCAGGGUUGUGGGUUCGAUUCCCACGGGGGGGGCCAGUAUGAAAAAAUAAAAAAUAAAUAAUGUAUGCACUCACUAACUGUAAGUCGCUCUGGAUAAGAGCGUCUGCUAAAUGACUAAAAUGUAAAUGUAAAUGUAAAAUGUCUGUGCUGUGGUCUAGUGAGGGUUAAAUCCAGACUUUCUCCAGUGUCUGUGCUGUGGUCUAGUGAGGGUUAAAUCCAGACUUUCUCCAGUGUCUGUGCUGUGGUCUAGUGAGGGUUAAAUCCAGAAUAAUACUUUCCCUACUGUCUGUGCUGUGGUCUAGCGAGGGUUAAACCAAGAGCCCACUGGUCUGUGUGGAUAAUCCUGCCUUUCAGCCUGUUAAAUGGAAUGACCUUGGAGGGGCAGGGAACUGGGCUCCAGAGAUGUGGGCAUCUAUUCAUAUACUAAUUCCUACUGUGUCGCCAACACCCCAUGUGACCUGGGCCACACAGUGAUAGCAGCACCCCCCUCCCAGGCCCCUGGUGGGCUCUUCUGCAUCCCUCCGGACCCCUCGGGUGAUGUGAUGAGAGAUCUUUACGUUUUUGGGUCAGCCGAUAGCAUUUCAACGAGCCCUAAUCCCAUGGGUUGGUCACUCAAGGAUACCCAGCAUAGAACUACUUUUGGGGGAAUUAUUUUGAACUCCAAAUAGGAAUGGGGAGUGAUGAGGAUCAAUGAUUGUGUCUAUAAUAAUACCAUCUGUAUUGUCUAUGCUUUUAAACUACUUCAGCAUGUGUUCAUGUGAUAAGCCUCACUCACACCAACCUCAGAGACACUGCACUGCAGGCCAGGGAACUAUAUACUUCUCAGACUAAGUAAAAUGUGUGAGUUGAGAUGUCUGCUCUUCCAGCUGGUCUGUUGGACCCGGUCUCAGACGAGGGGCAUGCGAUGGAGUUGGUCUGUUCCAAAUCAAAUACAGUGACUCACCUCCUCCGUGGGCUACAGAGGGGUCAGGUUGGCUGAGUAGGCCAGAAACGGGUUGCUUCUCAGGGAAACGUUUUAAAAAACGCUGUACAACUACAGUGCCUUCAGAAAGUAUUCACACACCUUUUUUUCCACAUUUUGUUGUUACAGCCUGAAUUUAAAAUGGAUUGAAUUUAGAUUUUGGGUCAUUAGCCUAAACACAAUACCCCAUAAUGUCAAAAUGGAAUUAUGUUUUUAGAAAUUUUGUAGAGAAUAAAACUGCAAGAGAAUUGGCAAAUAAAUGUACUUUAUGUCCUGAAUACAAAGCAUUAUGUUUGGGGCAAAUCCAACACAUCACUGAGUACCACUCUUCAUAUUUUCAAGCAUGCUGGUGGCUGCAUCAUGUUAUGGGUAUGCUUGUCAUCGGCAAGGACUAGAGAGGUUAUUUGGGGGAUAAAAAUAAACGGAAUAGAGCUGAGCACAGGCAAAAUCUUAGAGGAAAACCUGGUUCAGUCUGCUUUCCAACAGACACUGGGAGACAAAUUCACCUUUCAGCAUGACAAUAACCUAAAACAUAAGGCCAAAUAUACACUGGAGUUGCUUACCAGGACGACAUUGAAUGUUCCUGUGUGGCUUAGUUACAGUUUUGACUUAAAUCGGCUUAAAUCUAUGGCAAGACUUGAAAAUGACUGUCUAGCAAUGAUCAACAACCAACUUGACAGAGCCUGAAGAAUUUUUAAAAGAAUAAUGUGCAAAUAUUGUGCGAUCCAAGUGUGCAAAGCUCUUAGAGACAUGCCCAGUAAGACUCACAGCUGUAAUCGCUGGCGAAGGUGAUUCUAACAUGUAUUGACUCGGGUAUGAAUACUUAAAGUAUUUAAUUUUAAUACAUUUGCACAAAUUUAUAAAAACAUGUUUUCACUUUAUCAUUAUGGGGUAUUGUGUGUAGAUGGGUGAGAAAUCUAUUUAAUCCAUUUUGAAUUCAAAACACAACAAUGUGAAAUAAGUCAAGGGGUAUGAAUACUUUCUGAAGGCACUGUACAUAAAACAUUUUACAAAAACGCUGUACAACUACGUUACAAAAACUUUCAAAAUUGUGUUGGAGAGCAGACAAUGUGGACGGCUACAAUGGAGCCCAACCCGUUUCCGUGGUAAUAAUAAAAGCACACAUUAGUAGCCUAAUCAUAAUAACAGGCAAAAAUCCCUUUCCGUUUAGGUCUGAAAGUGUUUUUAGAUGUCCUUUAAACAGAAUUUAUACAAGAGCUCCAGGAUGGAAAUGUAGGCCAUCACUUCUCAUAACAUACUGUAGCCUUGCUAGCACAUCCUCUUUCAGAGUCAGACACAUUUAUGCCCAUUCUAACAAAUUAAGACACCUGGGGCAAAAUAAUAAAACGGGGGAGGGACUGACUGCUUGGACAUAAGAAAUCCAAUAAGAAAAACAAUUUUUCACUGCAAACAUUUUCCAUUGAAUGCCCUAAUGAAUGACACCUGAUGGUACAUAUUAAAGCACGUAGGCUACAUCAUAGUUUUCCAUUCUAGAACGGUAAAAACACACAUGGCAGCUAUCCAUUGCAAAGCAAUUAAUUAUGGACAAGCAAGCCUAAUAAACCAUAUGAACCUAACUCGGGCUACCAUGGUUUUGGUCCAAAUAUUGUCUCCCUGUCGGGUUGAGUGGAAAGCCUUUCUGACCCCAAUGUUAUUGCCAUUCCCUGUGGGCUCUUGAAGCCUGUUCACAGACCUAUUGUCCUCCAGUUAGUGGUUGAAAAUACUUAGGAUCUUACACAGAUUUACAGUUCUGACGUCAAUGUUCGAUCCUAGUUGUCUUCAGGGCUUCAAUGUCUUUGUUCGCUCUCGUUGUAUUGGCCACCUUUUGUAACCAGCCAAUAAGGCCAAGCCCUCUCCUCUGUUAAAGCCCAUUUACUCCCAUUAUGGAUGAACUGGAGAGUCCACAUUUACAGAACUGACUCCGUGAGUGUGUGUGUGUGUGUGGACGUGUUUAUCUAUUCUUGAUUCAGCCUGACCAGAAGUCCCCACAAGAAUAGUAAACAUUUUGUUAGUCCCCAUGAGAUCAAAUGCUAUUUCUAGGGGGUUUAGGGUUAAGGUUAGAAUUAGUGUUAGGGUUAGUUUUAGGGUUAGGAGUUAGGUUUAGGGUUAAGGUUAGGCUUUUGGGUUAAGGUUAGGGUAAGAGUAGGGUUAGGUUUAGGGGUUAAGGGAAAAUAUGAUUUUGAAUGGGACUGAAUUGUAUGUCCCCACAAGGUUAGCUGUACAAGACUGUGUGAGUGUGUCUGUGCGAUAGGAAACACAUGCAUCAUGUGGGGAACAUCACAUGGGGAAAACUAGGGGAAAUGGUUUGAAUUGUUGGUGCUUGAUCAUUUCCCAGACAUAAUAGGUUGUCACUUCCCAGUGUCCCUUCGUUCUUUCACGUACUACAGACAGUACUCAAUUUUAAUUAACUGCAUUCCAUCAACUCCUGUAAAAAGUUUCUGGUCGGCAAUGACAUGCAUGACAUCGUCGAGUAAUAUGACUGCGAGUGACAGUGUCCUUUUUUUAGACACCCAUUUCUCACUCUCUGUCAAUACAUUGAUGUUCCUUCCCUCUGCUGGUAAAACACUAUAGGGUCAAAGGUGAAUGAGCUGGCACAUUGAUUUUAUCUCAGAGUGCAAAAGCUGUUUCAUGUAAAUCUUUUUUUUUUGCUGUAUGUUGGACAGCCAUGGUUGGAGUAGUGCAUUCUCUUUACCCAGUGUAGUAUACACUGAACAGGUCAUUACUCUUCCCCUAUGACCCCCCCCCCCCCCCCCCUGUCUCUGCUCAGCAUGUCCUGUAGCAGAUAAGCAGGAUUUUAGAUGUAUUUACAGAGAGAGUGAGAGAGAAUUCAUUGGGGCCUGCCUAGCUGCUUCUUUUCUUUUCUGCCUCUCACGUUAUCGAUUGUAUCCGUAUCUCACUCCAAGGUGGUGGUCCCUAUUCGCAUCAUGAGCAGAGCGAGCCAUGGGACUACUCCACUGGGGUGUACCAGCAUCCUACAUCCUACACUGCUAUAUCAGACCCUCUGACCUUUUCAGUUCAGCUAUUUUUGUGUAUGCGUGCACGCACGUCUGAGCGUCCUUGUCUAUGAGCGUGCGCACUAUGAAAUUUAAAAUGUAAUCAGACAGAUCAAAUUCCUGUCUGUCACAUCUUAUUGACUCCACAACACACCUGUCAUUCCCCACGGCAGAGAGGGGAGAGAGGGAGAAAAAACAAGAGAACCAAGAUGCAUGUUAACUCCAUUUGGAAACACUGUCCUCUCCACUGCUCCUCUCACCAGGAUGCUCACCAGGGAAUCUCACUGAGUUGUUUGUGUGAAAAGAAUAUCAUGGUGGCUUUUCACACAUGCUGCUCUGGUUUCCUGCUAUCUGAGCUCUGUGGUGCUUCUCCACUGAUACCUCUUAUCAAGGAAGCCUUGCUGUGGGAGGGAGCAGCAGGGACCCCUGUCUGGCUUAAUGGGUUCUGGUGGUUGGAUGUUCUUGGAGGGUGGUUGGGGGUGGAAGGAAACUGACCAAUGACGAUUGCUGUAUCGUCAUUGGUCGGGAGUCAUGGCUGACGCCACCUAAGAGGAAAGGCCCAUAUGACUGUUCCUUGAUGUUUUUAGCUCACCUGGCAGCAGAAACGGCUAUGUCUUAGUGUGAUACUGACUGCGUUACAAGGGGCUAUGUGAAAAACGUUUCUAACAACAUUAUAUAAACUAUAUGUGGUGUGGUAAUGUACUCACAACAUAGACACUCACAACAAAAAGCAGAUGACAGUGUUUGUAUUGGGUUUAUCUUAUUAACACUGUCCUCACUCAGACAUCCCAUGCAGAAUCGCCAUAGGUCUUUGUGAUAGCUUGUAGUUUGGAUACAGACUCUCUAUUGUCUAGUAGUCUAACCUCAGCAGAAGUCCAUAGUCUGGCUAACAUACUGUACUGAGCAGUAUAGAUCUCCUUUCACUAAGAACUAUAAUUAUCCCUGUUCAGGGCCUUCAGGGUCUGUUGUCCAGGGUGCUCUAUUGUAUGUGUGUAGCUCAGUUGUUAUUGACACUGACUAAAAUAGGCUGACUGACUGCUGCUUUCAAUCAUAGGUCGAUAAUACCAGACCCAUUUGUGACAUAAUUCAGACAUACAUAAUCGUGACAUACAUAAUACUGACAUAUACAGUGGGGGAAAAAAGUAUUUAGUCAGCCACCAAUUGUGCAAGUUCUCCCACUUAAAAAGAUGAGAGAGGCCUGUAAUUUUCGUCAUAGGUACACGUCAACUAUGACAGACAAAUGGAGAUUUUUUUUCUCCAGAAAAUCACAUUGUAGGAUUUUUAAUGAAUUUAUUUGCAAAUUAUGGUGGAAAAUAAGUAUUUGGUCACCUACAAACAAGCAAGAUUUCUGGCUCUCACAGACCUGUAACUUCUUCUUUAAGAGGCUCCUCUGUCCUCCACUCGUUACCUGUAUUAAUGGCACCUGUUUGAACUUGUUAUCAGUAUAAAAGACACCUGUCCACAACCUCAAACAGUCACACUCCAAACUCCACUAUGGCCAAGACCAAAGAGCUGUCAAAGGACACCAGAAACAAAAUUGUAGACCUGCACCAGGCUGGGAAGACUGAAUCUGCAAUAGGUAAGCAGCUUGGUUUGAAGAAAUCAACUGUGGGAGCAAUUAUUAGGAAAUGGAAGACAUACAAGACCACUGAUAAUCUCCCUCGAUCUGGGGCUCCACGCAAGAUCUCACCCCAUGGGGUCAAAAUGAUCACAAGAAUGGUGAGCAAAAAUCCCAGAACCACACGGGGGGACCUAGUGAAUGACCUGCAGAGAGCUGGGACCAAAGUAACAAAGCCUACCAUCAGUAACACACUACGCCGCCAGGGACUCAAAUACUGCAGUGCCAGACGUGUCCCCCUGCUUAAGCCAUUACAUGUCCAGGCCCAUCUGAAGUUUGCUAGAGUGCAUUUGGAUGAUCCAGAAGAGGAUUGGGAGAAUGUCAUAUGGUCAGAUGAAACCAAAAUAGAACUUUUUGGUAAAAACUCAACUUGUCGUGUUUGGAGGACAAAGAAUGCUGAGUUGCAUCCAAAGAACACCAUACCUACUGUGAAGCAUGGGGGUGGAAACAUCAUGCUUUGGGGCUGUUUUUCUGCAAAGGGACCAGGAUGACUGAUCCGUGUAAAGGACUGAAUGAAUGGGGCCAUGUAUCGUGAGAUUUUGAGUGAAAACCUCCUUCCAUCAGCAAGGGCAUUGAAGAUGAAACGUGGCUGGGUCUUUCAGCAUGACAAUGAUCCCAAACACACCGCCCGGGCAACGAAGGAGUGGCUUCGUAAGAAGCAUUUCAAGGUCCUGGCGUGGCCUAGCCAGUCUCCAGAUCUCAACCCCAUAGAAAAUCUUUGGAGGGAGUUGAAAGUCCGUGUUGCCCAGCGACAGCCCCAAAACAUCACUGCUCUAGAGGAGAUCUGCAUGGAGGAAUGGGCCAAAAUACCAGCAACAGUGUGUGAAAACCUUGUGAAGACUUACAGAAAACGUUUGACCUGUGUCAUUGCCAACAAAGGGUAUAUAACAAAGUAUUGAGAAACUUUUGUUAUUGACCAAAUACUUAUUUUCCACCAUAAUUUGCAAAUAAAUUCAUUAAAAAUCCUACAAUGUGAUUUUCUGGAUUUUUUUCCCUCAUUUUGUCUGUCAUAGUUGACGUGUACCUAUGAUGAAAAUUACAGGCCGCUCUCAUCUUUUUAAGUUGGGAGAACUUGCACAAUUGGUGGCUGACUAAAUACUUUUUUUCCCCACUGUAAUUGCCAGAAAUGUUUAUACUCUGACAGCACUUAUUUAAAAAAAAAAUUUAAUGGGUUCCUUCAUGUACUUUAUCAGACGUUUGACAUACCUGACUGUUCUCCUUGUUUCUUCUGCAGAGGGUGAGCCCAUCGAAGCGAUUGCCAAGUUUGACUACGUGGGGCGUUCGGCCAGAGAGCUGUGCUUCAAGAAAGGCGCCUCCCUGCUGCUGUACCAGCGGGCAUCGGACGACUGGUGGGAGGGACGGCACAACGGCAUUGACGGCCUGGUACCUCACCAGUACAUCGUGGUGCAGGACAUGUGAGUAUGCAGCCCAUAGAGAUACACAGACAGCUUAUAGAGGAGAUACUAUCACAUAUAUUAUGUACAUAUUCUUACUCCAUUUCAGACAUCAGGGACAAGUAAUAUAAAUCAAUCUGGUGACAUUAUAAUAUGUUGAGUUAAAAGUUAAACGUUUUUUUAAGACUACAAUCCAGACAAGUGGUUUUGCACAGGAAUCGUUAGUGGGGCAGGAUUUGUAGUUGCACUCCAAUAAUGGUACUUGCACAUUAUGUCCUCAUCCUUGAAGUCUAGACCACUACUCCCUUAACAAUACAUAAGACUGCUGUUUAGAGAGGACUCUUGUAUGCAGUAAAUGUUCCACUUCCUUGAAGGGGACUCCUCAUUACAACUUGUGUCCUGUUCAAGCUAUUGCUCACUCACAUAACUGACCAAUCAGUCACUCAAUCACAUUGUAUUUAGUAUUUUAUUUUCACUCUUAACAGAGAAGACCCACCCUCCCUUAAUCCCAUUUGGGGUUCCUUUUCAGAGUGUAAGUGACAUUACCUGUCCAUCUUUAAUGUUCUUCCUCUGAAUUAAUCACUGCUUUUUCUCACUGACAGUGACUCUGAGGGGCCAAGGCUCUAGGGCUGUGUGAAGCAGGGUCCUGGGCUGGGGGCCUCUGUCUGUCCUACCCAUUCUAUGAUGAACAAGUGUUCUCUAAGGGUCCUUAAUUACCCCUUCUGCCCUCUGUCACCCUCUUAAUUACCCCCGAGAAAGACACUCGACAUUGUUUAGUAGCUGGCCAGAGAAACGCAUGUAUAAAGCUCUCCUCCUUUGUUAGUGCUGCAGGUCCUUUUCCAGCUGUCCCUACAUGUGCCUGUAUCAAUAAUUCACUGGGGGAGGACCCGGCGCUGAUGGCUGUUUUCUUAGUUAAUGGAACGACCCAGAGAAUUUCCAGCCGGGUGUCCCGUAGCAUAGCCUAGCAUACUGUACUGGUGUGUGGAGGCUCAGAGACAGUGUUGAGACACACGGCCCCCAUAAAAGGGUAUCAUCUUUCAGAGCUGAGCUAUGGGGCCAGGAAAAAAUUCACAGUGCAGCAUACACUGAGUUUACCAAACAUUAGGAACACCUUCCUAAUAUUGAGUUUUACCCCCAGAACAGCCUCAAUUCGUUGGGCCAUGGACUCUACAAGGUGUGUGUGUCGAAAGCGUUCCACAGGGCCAAUGUUGACUCCAAUGCCCACAGUUGUGUCAAGUUGGCUGGAUGUCCUUUGGGUGGUGGACGAUUCUUGAUACACACAGGAAACUGUUGAGCGUGAAAAACAUAGCAGCGUUGCAGUUCUUGACACAAACCGGUGUGCCUGGCACCUACUACCAUACCCUGUUCAAAGGGACUUGCCCAUUCACCCUCUGACACAAUCCAUACACAAUCCAGUGGAUUUAACAAGUGACAUCAAUAAGGGAUCAUCGCUUUCACCUGGUCAGUCUGUCAUGGAAAGAGCCGGUGUUCUUAAUGUUUUGUACACUCAGUGUAUAGAAGCACUUGGGUGAAAUACAGUAAGAUGAGCUUUGCGUAUCAGAUUGCUGGGCCUCAGUCAUCCUUCUUGUGAUACUUGUGUGUGUAGCAUGCGUGCACAUGUGGUGUGUGUAGGAUUGCAAAACUCCUGGUAAUUUACCAGUAGUUUACUAGUAAAAUUAGAAAAUGACCGGUAAUAUUCCUGCGCUUUGUAACCCUAGGUGGUUUAUCAGCCAGUCCAGUCCAUUAGUCCCCACUCCACCAGGCUAUGUGGCUACUAAGCAGCUCUGAUUGCUGCCACCUGACAAGAUCAGGCACCAACUAUAGUGUAUGCAGCUAGCGCUCAGCUCAGUCACACACACAGCCCAAUGAGAUAACCCAUACACCUGGCUCUGGUCAUGCUGCCUGGCAGCCCUGGACACACCACUACUAAUGGAAGGGUAAUAGAUCCAGGCCUAUGAGUCAACAUGAGCCUGGAGGAGAGGCUAGUUAGGAAUGCUUGACUGAACUCAAUGCACUGUGUUAUCAGAUGCCUUCAUCUUCUAAACUAUUCACUGUGGUAUCAGAUGCCUUCAUCUUCUAAACUAUUCACUGUGGUGUCAGAUGCCUUCAUCUUCUAAACUAUUCACUGUGGUGUCAGAUGCCUUCAUCUUCUAAACUAUUCACUGUGGUUUCAGAUGCCUUCAUCUUCUAAACUAUUCACUGUGGUGUCAGAUGUCGCCGCCUUCUAAAUUAUUGUUGCAUAAAAUUGCAUGGAUUUUUGUCUUCUUUUGUGUGUGUGUGUGUGUGCGCGCACCUGUGCGUGUAUGUGUGCGUGUCACAGGGAUGAUAAUUUCUCAGACACGCUGAGUCAAAAGGCUGACAGUGAGGCCAGCAGCGGUCAUGGAGCUGAGGACAAGUGUUCAGGAAAAGACAUGAGCUCUCCUACGGACACCAGGAUCUCUGACGCCUACAUUGGCAGGUGAGUUCAACCACAUCUUACCUCAACCUUACCUAGUUAGGCAGUAUUUAUUAGGCACCAAACAGAAGAAUACGGACUGAAACAUUGGGGGGACUACUUGGACUUGUCCAACAAGAAACGCGCAUUUCUGUUUUACGUUGCAUGCCAAACACACACACACACACAAACACACCGUAGCCUACUGGAACAGCACACCUUGACGUCUCACUGUGGAAUAUUCUCAGGCAUCUCACUAAUGAAAGACAGCCAAGCCAAUAACUGCUUGAUUUCUGGGUCUGUCUGCCAGUCGGUGGCUCUGGCUUGGACUACCACCACCACACCCUCUUCCGACUCCACUGUACUCUGUGGUCAACGACAGUUUAAAAGGCAAAAGGGCUACAUUACAUUAGGUAGAUGCACGUAAAAAAAUUAAAUGUACAAAUAUAAACAUUCUGUGGAAUGGAGAUGAAUCUAGAAUGAGUUCCAAUAGAGGAAAAAAAGUUAUGUGUACCUGGCUUUACUUAUGACUAACACUGAGGGACAAGUAUUGGAGUUAGUCAGUGAGUCUACAUGAGAAGGGCCAGAUGCCAUCUUCCAUGCAGGGUCAUCCACACUGUUAGCUAAACCUGGGCCCGUAUUCACAAAGACACUAAAGAGCUUUACUUUUUUUUUGAAAAAUAUAAUAUGGACAGGGGAGACCUGAUUCUAGAUCAGCGCUACUCAGCCUAAUGGCCAAUAGAGUCAUCGUUGAUGAUGAGUUGUCCCAUUCAGUGGGUAAUCGAAGUCCAUUUUCAGAUGGUUGGCAUCAGUCAAAAUCAGGGUGUAAAUACAAUAGAGGGGUGAUUUCAUAGUGGUCAUUCUCAGAGCAAUCUAGGGCGGACGCAUACACACACACACACUCCUGGUGUAUCUUUUUGACAGGGACUAUGAAGGCUUCUGGGAGAGUGACAGUAUUUUGUCUCACUCGUUCUUCUGUUCAUUGCUGCAUUCUAAUUUGUGUGGUGGAGUAGGCAACCUUGAAAAAUAUGCCACUGGCAUCAGCCCUGUAUACGAGUUUAGAUACUGUUUUAUUGAAAGGCUUGCUCACUUCACCUGUCUCUCUGCUGGAUAAGUGUUGAUGAAUCAUACUUUUGCCUAGCUAUGCGUUCCAUUCCUUGUUAUCCUCCCCCUGGCACCCCUCUAUUUUCUCAUGUGAUCCCUUGAGCCAGGACUACUUUCUCCUACCCCCCCUCUCUAAGAACCCCCCUCUCUACCCCCUCUCUACCCACCUCUUACCCCCAUCUCUACCCCUCUCUCUCCUCUACCCCUCCUCUCUCCCUCUACUCCCCUCCUCCCUCCCUCUCUCCCCCUCCUCCUCUCUCCCUCUCUCCCCUCCUCUCUCCCCCUCUCUCUACCCUCUCCUCCUCUCCCUCUCUCCUACCCUCUCUACCCCUCUCUCUCUCCCUCUCUACUCCCUCUCUCCCUCUCUCUUCUCUCCCUCUCUAACUCCUCCUCUCUCUUCCCUCUCUACUCCCCUCUCCCUCUCUCUCUCUCUCUACCCCCCUCUCUCUACCUCCUCUCUCUACCCCUCCUCUCUCUCACCCUCUCUCUCUUACCCCUCCCUCCUCUCACCCCUCCCUCUCUCUACCCUCCUCUCUCCCUCUACUCUCUCUCCUCUCUACCCCUCCUCCUCUCUCCUCUACCUCUCUCUCUCUCUAACCCCUCCUCUCUCCUCCUCCUCUCUCUCCUCCCUCUCUACUCCCUCCUCUCCUCUCCCUCUCUACCCCUCCUCUCUCUCUCCCUCUCAUCCCCCUCCUCUCUCUCACCUCUCUCCCCCUCACUCCUCCUCUCCCUCUCUUCCCCCCUCAUCUCCCUCUACUACCCGUAAUCUCCCUCUCUACCCCCCUCCUCUCUCCCUCUCUAAAACCCUCAACCCCUCCUCUUCUCCCUCUCAUACUAAAAACCCCUCCUCUCCCUCUCUCUUCUAAUACCGCUCCUCUACCCCUCCUCUACCCCCUCCUCUCUCGUUCCCCUCUCUACCUCUCCUCUCUCUUCUCCCUCUCUACCCUCCUCUCUCUACCCAUCCUCUCUCCUCUCGUACCCCUCCUCUCUCCCUCUCUACCCCUCCUCUCUACCUCUCUACCUCUCAACCCUCCCCCCUCCCCCUCUAACCCCCUCCCUCUCUCUUUCUUUCUCUCUCCCUCUCUCUACUGUUCUAUGCAGACAUGGCUCAGCACUGUUGAAUCAUUCAUAUCUUUGGCUUUAUUUAGAUAUCUCUCCUUCUACUCCCACUGUUCUCGAUCAACAACAAUCCACUCACUAGCUAGUCAAAAGCCCUAAAGUGCCUGGUAUGUUGUCAGGCAUUUACAUCAUUUCUAUUAUACAACAGCAGUAAUUAAUUGUACUCAGCCAGAGAACAUUAUUGUAUUAUCUGGUUUGCUUUUGUAUGACAUUAUCAAUACUAUGGGAAAAAUUGCAGUCAUGAGCCAUCUUACAUGAAUAACUUAUAAUAUGGUUUAUAAGUACCCAAUGACUGUCUAUGGGUUGUACUGUAGCAGUUCUUUUCCUUCCUAUAAGCCUGUCCAUAGAUUGAGUUGUGAUCUUACUCCCCCUACUGGUUAUGAAGAGUCCAUGCAUGUGUUUACCCCUCCAUGUGUUUACCUCACCCCUGCAGUAACAGACCCCUCUCCCAAUCCCCAGUCAGUCCUCCAUACUCUAUCAGAACACAUCAUGGCCCAUAUUUAGCUCCAUGAUGAAUCUCCACUCUCUUAAUGACGGUGGCUGAGACAGACAAUGUUAACUAGGUAGGAAUUAGACUGAGACUUGAAACACGCCUAGGAGGGAUGAUUAAGGAAUUAACAUUUUACAUUUUACAUUUUAGUCAUUUAGCAGACGCUCUUAUCCAGAGCGACUUACAGUUAGUGAAUACAUAUUUUUUUAUACUGGUCCCCCGUGGGAAUUAAUAGCUGCUAGACUCAUGAAUGACACUUGAUGGAGAUAAAGGUUUUGUCACAACACUGAUAUGAGAUCGGAAGUACUGUGUAGCUAGCCUGGUCCCAGAUCAGUUUGUGCUGUCUUGCCAACUACUAUGGUCUUGUCGCAUGUUAAUGACUGAAGGAGUUGGCUACACAGCACAAACAGAUCUGGGAACAGGCUACAGCACAACAAUACCCAUUUGGACAAAUGUUAAACCCUCAGUAGAUGUUAAUUGUCCAUUUCUGUGUCGUUGCCUAAUAAGUCAUUGAUUUUGGGUUUCUGCCUGGUGUUGUGUAGAGAAUAUUAGUUUGAUAUUAUGUUAGUGGUGAGGGAAAAAUUGUCAUCUCAAUGGUAAAUUGAAGAAUUAAAAAGGACCGAAAAAAACGAUUAGUAAAUGGAAGAAGUCCCCUAUCGCCCCUCAAAAUACUUUUGUCCCCUCACAACCUCCCAUCAUAAAGAUCUUUGAAUUAACUUUUUCCUCAGAGUAUAUCCCCUGGAACAAUCGUAUAUUGUUAUCUCUCUAUGGUUAAAUAUAUUUAUAUAUUUCUCUUAUAUCAUCCCCCGACACUGCUGCCAGACAGGCAGCCUAUCACAUUUGGUGCUGAUUUUAGGUAGUGUGAUGAAACAUUAUGGCACACGCAUUUGGCUGUCUCCUGGGCUGUGUCCAAAAUGGCACCAUAUUCCCUAUAUAGUGAACUACUUUUAAAUAGAGCCUAAUGGGCCCUGGACUUUAUAGGGAAUAGGGUGCCAUUUGGGACAGCCCCCUGCUAGGCUGGGUUUCAUAAAUAUGCAGAGCAGAGCAGGGUCUUAUUAGAGCCCCAGUAGAGAUGACGGGCUGCUCCACUCUGCCGGCCCAUUACAGAGGAAUGAGAUGGCUUCAGGGGAGCAUUAGUUACUGUGGAGCGGCAGGACCCAGACAUGUACUGCACGUGUCUGUGGGUCUGUGUGAGUGUGCGAACGGAAUGUCUGUGUGCGUGCCAUGCGUAUGGAUGCGCACCUGUGUGUGUGUGUGUGUGUGGCAUGUCAGGUGUACAGUGCAUUGGGAAAGUAUUCAGACCCCUUCCCUUUUUCCACAUUUUGUUACAUUACAGCCUUAGUCUUAAAUUGAUUAAAUGACAUGUUUUCCUCAUCGAUCUACACACAAUACCCCAGAAUGACAAAGCAAAAACUGGUUUUAUCAUUUUUUGCAUAUUUAUUAAAAUAAAAAACAGAAAUAACUUAUUUACAUAAGUAUUCAGCCCUUUUGCUAUGAUACUCGAAAUUGAGCUCAGGUGCAUCCUGUAUCCAUUGAACAUCCUUGAGAUGUUUCUGCAACUUGAUUGGAGUCCACCUAUGGUAAAUUCAAUUGAUUGGAAAGGCACACACCUGUCUAUAUAAGGUCCCACAGUUGACAGUGCAUGUCAGAGCAAAAACCAAGCAAUGAGGUCGAAGGAAUUAUCCGUAGAGCUCCGAGACGGGAUUGUGUCGAGGCACAGAUCUGGGGAAGGGUACCAAACAAUGUCUGCAACAUUGAAGGUCCCAAGAACACAGUGGCCUCCAUCAUUCUUAAAUGGAAGACAUUUGGAACCACCAAGACUCUUCCUAGAGCUGGCCGCCCGGCCAAACUGAGCAAUCGGGGGAGAAGGGCCUUGGUCAGGGAGGUGACCAAGAACCUGAUGGUCACUCUUACAGAGCUCCAGUUCCUCUGUGGAGAUGGUUGUCCUUCUGGAAGGUUCUCCCAUCUCUGCAGCACUCGAUCAAUCAUGCCUUUAUGGUAGAGUGGCCAGACGGAAGCCACUCCUCAGUAAAAGACACAUGACAGCCCGCUUGGAGUUUGCCAAAAGGCACCUAAAGGACUCACAGACCAUGAGAAACAAGAUUCUCUGGUCUGAUGAAACCAAGAUUGAACUCUAUGGCCUGAAUGCCAAGCAUCACGUCUGGAGGAAACCUGGCACCAUCCCUACGGUGAAGCAUGGUGGUGGCAGCAUCAUGCUGUGGGGAUGUUUUUGAGUGGCAGGGACUGGGUGACUAGUCAGGAUCGAGGGAAAGAUGAACAGCGCAAAGUACAGAGAGAUCCUUGAUGAAAACCUGCUCCAGAUUGCUCAGGACCUCAUUCUGGGGCGAAGGUUCACCUUCCAACAGGACAAUGACCCUAAGCACACAGCCAAGACAACGCAGGAAUGGCUUCGGUACAAGUCUCUGAAUGUCCUUGAGUGGCCCAGACUUGAACCCGAUCAAAUAUAUCUGGAGAGACCUGAAAAUAGCUGUGCAGUGACGCUCCCUAUCCAAACUGACAGGGCUUGAGAGGAUCUGCAGAGAAGAAUGGGAGAAACUCCCCAAAUACAGAUGUGCCAAGCUUGUAGUGUCAUACCCAAGAAGACUCGAGGCUGUAAUCGCUGCCAAAGGUGCUUCAACAAAGUACUGAGUAAAGGGUCUGAAAACGUAUGUAAAUGUGAUAUUUAAGUUGUUUUUUUGCUUUUUCAUUAUGGGGUAUUGUGUGUAGAUUGAUGAAGGAAAACAACUAUUUAAUCCAUUUUAGAAUAAGGCUGUAACGUAACAAAAUGUGGAAAAAGUCAAGGGGUCUGAAUACUUAAUGAAUGCAAUGUAUAUCUAUGUUCAGGAGUGUGUGUUGAGACAGCCAGGUUCAGAUGGAGGACAGCUUUAAUGCUGAACCUUCUCCCAGGCAGGCAGGGGGCUGGCAGAGGGCUUGCUGUGGCUCUGUGUGGCUAAAGGUGCAGAUUAAGACCCAGCCUGCAGGCCUCAGUGCUGGAGCCCUGCCUGCCCUCACUACUUGGGCUCAGAACAAGCUACUAGGAGCACUUUGGGACUGACAUAUAGGUUUACGUCUGAACACUACAUUCAGACAGAAGGCUUCAACAACUCUGUCUAGAGUCUAUAUCCCCUUACUGACUAAGAAUCUGUGAGUGACUGUACAUUACCACGGCUGUUUACAGACAAUGCAACGUUUAUAAGGUAAAGGUUUAGCUAAAGCCCAUAGACUUGACCUCAGUGUCUGUCUGUCUCUUCCCGCCCUCUCCCAUAUCCCAGCAGGCAUAGGAAGAGGACAGAGCCCCCCUCCCGCCGCCCCCCGGCACGCCCCAAUGAUGUCAACUGCAUGGUGCACCCCUCCCAGCAGACCCACGGGGGCCAGGCUCACACCCCUGAGAUGGGCUCCCCGGUGCUGGGUCACUCCUUCAGCCCCCGGGACCUGCUGCGGAGCCGCAACCACGGCCAGCUUCUCAUGGAUAGCCCCGAACACCGACGCCGCACCGGCCACGGCAGCCUGACCAACAUCAGCCGCCACGAGUCGCUGAAGAAGAUCGAAAGCCCGCCCAUUCGACGCUCCACAAGCUCGGGCCAGUACACGGCCAUGUUCCAGGAGCCCCACCCCCACCCGCACGGUGGUGGCAAGGCCCUUGAUCCGGAGACCAUCGCACAGGUCAGCGUCAGCACUGCGGGACGAGCGCAGCUCACUCCACCAGCAGCAGCACAGCCCUGCCCCGCCCUGUAAACCUAGUCAGUCUGCUAACUCUGAGUUCUGCUACUACUGAACACCUCUGUCACAACACUCCCAAACACAUUCACAUUGACAAUCUAGUUUUCAUUUAUAGUUAUCAAGACGCUCUUAUUCAGAGUGACUUAAAAUAAAUGCAGUAAGCUAAAGUAGGCGAGACAAGACAACCACAUAUCACAAUCAUUUCAAGGGCGGCAGGUAGCUUAGUGGUUAAGAGCGUUGAGCCAGUAACCGAAAGGUCGCUGGUUCUAAUCCCCGAGCCGACUAGGUGAAAAAUCUGUCUGUGCCCUUGAGCAAGGCACUUAACCCUAAUUGCUCCUGUAAGUCGCUCUGGAUAAGAGUGUCUGCUAAAUGACAAAAAAUAAAUAAAAAAAUACAACUUUCUUCAAAAAUAACUGCUAGCAGCAACCCCAGUGCUAGUAAGAAUAUCAAAAAUACAAUUGUUCGUGUCUGUGUUGUUACAGCAUCAAAUAGCUUCGGAGAUUCUUGGACAUUGAUGUUGAGUUAAAUAGCUUUUGAGACUAUCUAAUAUUAUAAUGUUACACAAGCUGUUAAUUUGGUCUGAGUGCUACGUGUCAGAACAGAUAAUAUAAAGUCAUUAUUACAAAGCAGCAUCAGUGUCUGCAUGGUAAUACUUUGUCGGCACAGGCCCCAAUUACCUUAUCAGAGCUCUGAUAACAAUGUAGCGCAUCUUCGCUGUAGCAGUGUUCAUUGUGCGAAAGCAUGAUAAGCAAUCAGCAGCGUGGAGAGACAUCUAAUUAGGAAGCUGAGGGUCAGAGAGAGGACGAUGUCUCUCUCUGUUGGGUUGUCGGUCUCUGGGAGAUGCUUGGAUGAAUAUAUCUUGUCAUCUCUGCGUCUUGUCUUUGGUAUUUGAAGUCAGGAACAUGCCCAGGGAUUUCAGUCUUAAGCAGCACUCUUAUCCUGACUGUGCUCACAUACAUGUACUGUAUGUAUGAUGCAUGCUGGUAGUGUGAUGUCACUGUGUUCUCUUAACUUGUCUAUCGUUCUUUUCUCUUUCUCUCCCCCCCUCGAUUGGCCUCCCUCUCUCCCUCCCCCUCUCUCUCCCUCCUCCCCUCUCUCUCGCUCUCUACCUGCAGGACAUAGAGGAGACAAUGAACACGGCGCUGAACGAGCUGCGUGAGCUGGAGAGGCAGAGUUCGGCCAAGCACGCCCCCGAUGUUGUGCUGGACACCCUGGAGCAGAGGCAGUCGACUGGGGGUCCCACCCCAGCCAGCUCCAGCGAGUCCCUCAGCCCCCUCCACAACAUCCUUCUGAGGGCUCAGACCGGCGAGGCUGGGGGGCCCCCGAUGCGCCGCAGCACCAGCUCUUCCAGCGACACCAUGAGCACCUUCAAGCCGGUAGUGGUACCCCGCAUGGGGGUGCAGCUCAAGCCGCCUGCCCUGAGGCCCAAGCCCCUGGUGCUGCCCAAGACGGGCCCAGCUCACCCCCCCCCCGCGCACCCUCCCCAAGACCCCCUGGACAAGUCGUGCACCAUGUGA
This is a messenger RNA of Coregonus sp. 'balchen', 80346 nucleotides long. The record is from the annotation of a GenBank genome assembly. NCBI's taxonomy places the organism in Eukaryota, Metazoa, Chordata, Actinopteri, Salmoniformes, Salmonidae.